GAGGAUGCUCAGAGCGGACCCAGCCUUCCCAGACAGCAGAAUGAAGUGACAGUCCGUGCGUUGUUCUCUCUGCUCUGGAUGCUCACUGGGAUGUAUUUUGGAAAGGGGGGUCGGGCAGCAGCGACCCACCAGCAUAAGCGCCACUGAGCCUGACGUGAAUGACAAGUAAAAGAGCUCUUUCAAGCGAGCAAACAGCACAGGAAUGUGCUUAAGUCUGCUGGGCUGCACUCAGGCUCCUCAAAGCGACAUUUUGGACCUACCUCGGUUUGUUUGUAAACACCCAGCAGAGACGAAUCACGAGAGAUUAGAUUUUUAAAUUCUGUUAUUUUUGAAUUUUCCAUUUUUUCUUCUUUUCGCUCCCAAAUCUUAGAGACUGGAGUGACGUUUUCUGGGAGUGUUUUUUUUUUCUUUUGUGAAGCGUGAACAAGACAAACUUCUACCAUGGCACUGGUUAUGGAGCCAGUGAGCAAGUGGAGCUCCAGUCAAGUGGUGGAUUGGAUGAAAGGUAAGCAAAGAUUCACGCACAAUUUCAGUUAAAUGCGUAAUAAUGAUUUCGCAACAAAUUGAAUGGGAGUGGAAAUGCAUAUGAACCCGGAUUCAGUCGAGAUGCCAAAAGAGAACAAAAACACCUGCUGAGCCUCGGGGUUCUGCCUCAUCGGCGUGAGGCUGCAAGAGGCUUUUAAUCACAACAGCUAAUCGAUAGAUAGAUCCUGCUAGGCACUUGGAGGUAGAGACGACCUGUCCUCUCAGAUCAACACGUUGUUGGCAUCAUUACGCCUUUAAAUAUCACCAAACGGGUGAAAAGCGCCUCUUUGUGUCCCUGCGGUUAUUGUUAACGCGGGGCUGCCUCGCAGGAAAGCUGGGGAACACAGCGGAGAUUCAGCAAUUACGCACAUAAAACCAACCCUCUCUGUGGCUCUGGGGAUGGAGUUUGUGUUUAGGGAACAGGUGCAAUUAAAUGAAAGGUUUUUUAUUUGUGUGUGUGCUGUAUGAAAUAGCAUCAACUAAGCCUAUAAUAUCAGAGCUAGUGCAGCCAUCUGUGCCAUAUGUCCAUCCACACACGCCCCAAGUCGUUAAGAAGUCACAGCUGACUUCAAAGGGCAUCAUGAAACUCUGCCUCUAAACUCAUAAUGCACCGAAAAACAAAAUGAUACUCAUCCAUAUAUGGUGAAGAUCGCAUGUGUUUUAUUUUGACUAGCAGGAUCCAUCCCAAAUCUGGUGGAAAUCCUGCAGACUAGACUCCAAAAUACUCAUGCAUAUGAAGGAUCCAGUUAUAAAUAAGGCACUGAAUGCAAUCUUGCAAAGACAGCGACGUUUUUACAGCCUUAAACUUUUAUUUCAGAAUAAUACAAUUAAAAUGUAGUUGUCAUAUUAGUCAAUGAUUCAUUAGAUUUAGUGUCUGUGCUGGAUGAGAGGUCCCUCAUAGGAGAACUGUCUGCUCAUUCAGUCUCCUAAGACCUAUAAAUAUCCCUCAUGAGCCUAUCAGGAGACUUUCAGGGCAAAGAUAACUCAUUAUUUCGUCUGUUUGAAUCGCAAAGUAAUUACCACCGGCAGUCUGCUGCUAUCAAAUAUGUACAAACUGUAAGGGGAUGUGUUCAGCUCAGUUGGAGGAUGCUAUCCAAGUCUGCUGUUUGUCUGGUUGUUUGUACUUCUGUAAUUGUUUUGUGUGUUGUUUUGCAGAGCCACGUGCUCACGUGUCAGGGGCAAAGCCCUUCAGAGAUGCUCCAGAUGAAACAUACAUCUUUACUGCCUCAAUACACACGCAUAAACACACACACACACACCCUUACUCAUAACUAUAAGCCUGAAGGCCUUUUUCUGCUGGCUCAGACGUAUCAUGAUAGAAAAAAAUCAGUCUUAGUCGCUGUUGUGUGUUACAAAUUUCACCUGGUUCUCGGAAAGGCUGGGUGGUUUUUGACAGAAAAAGCAAGGGCGCAACUUUGUAGAGGAUUUAUAAACACAGAGGAGACUCGGGGUUGACAGGAUGUGGAGAAGGGUGAAGACAGAACGACCACAACAGUUCACAUGAGAUCUGAGACUAUGUGUAAAUAAGCUGAGAGCACGACUUAGAAACACAGGCAAGUGAGGAGUGGAGAUUGGAUAUGAGAGAGAGAGGGCUCUUCAGCGUCCCACAUCUGACAAGUGGAGCAGAGACGAUUCUGCGCCCAGAGCCCGGUAAUGGUAAUUUAAAGUGAGGGACAGAGUGGCACUGGGAAACACUGAAGGAGAGGAAGGGGGGAGGAAGAGGAUGAGGGAGGGAGGGAGGGGGUUCAUUCUUGUUUCUCAUCCACUCUCUGCUCCCGAGACCUGGCAGUGUUUUGUCAUUUGCAUUCACAGGUUCUGUUAUUAGCGCUGCCCCUCUGUGAUGUCACUGGAGGCCAAACAGGGGCACCCUGUGACCUUCCCACAAUCCCACUCUCCAACCCCCUCCUUGCCGUUUGUGUUUUGUUUGAGCAAGACGCCCCAUUCCCAGCUGUGACAAAGCCGCUUUAAAGAGGAGAUCGUCGUCACAAAGGAGGAAGAAUUCUGGCUUUGACAGGAAAUUUGUUCAUGCAAACACACGAUGGGGUGCAUUUUGGUAUUGUUUUGUAAAUUGAAUGUGUGUUUUUCAAGCUCAAACCAAAUGCCCAGGCUUAGUAUAAUCUCUUUUCUCCUUCUGACUGUGUGCAUUAUCAUAAUUCACGUUUUUUUUUUUUCAAGUGUAUCAGUUUUAUCCUUGUGCUCGCUCUUUCUUGCACACUCUCUCUCCUUGACACACGUACACACUCUGACAGUGAUCAAUGACAAGUCAGAUUAGCAUAAAUCCAUUCUUACAAUGCUAACAGUCUUAAACGUCUCUCUCUCACCUCACAUUACCAGUGGAUUAUCUAGCAUGGAGAUCAGGAUGUGUCAGUGCUGUGCUUUUAAUUUCUCUUCAGCCUGCUUGAUAAUCUGACCCCAGCAUGAAAUGGACAGGGAAAUUGAUGUAACAGAGAUUACUCAGUGCAAUCAGUGAAAAAGACCCCGUCUAAAGGGGCUGUCAAUGACAUGAUGCUAUGAAAUAAGAUAAGGCAUUUCAUUUUUAAAGAAGACAUCCACCAAAAUUGAGCAUUUGUGAAUCCAUGUUCAUCUAAAUUUGUUUAAGUGAGUCUGAAGUCUUCAUUGAACCAAGACUUCCACAGAACCCUGUAGCCCUUUAAUGCCUGACACUAAAAAUUAUGGUCAGAAAAUUGUAGUUUUUUUGGAGCUGAAAUGUUUAUUUUACUCACUACUGAAAACCAAAAAAAUCAAAAUGUCCUUAAAAUUUAACAAAUAUAUUUAUUUAUCUCGUUUGAUACAUUAGAUGUUUUUGGAAACUAAUAAACUAAAAGAGGAUAUUUUUUAUAAUUUUUCGGACUGCAUUCAGGUGUUUUUUUUUUGUUAUUUGUUGAUCAUAUUGAUUUGAUAGAAGUAUAUAAAAGUAUGCAUCGAAUAUGAUACAAAAGGCAUCAAAGGGUUAAAACAGUGCCAUGGUGCUGAAAUCCUGCAGGAGUUAUUGAGUUAAUAAAAUCUGCAGACACUACCACACAGUCACUUUGUAGAAAGCGUCAUGUCCUCUCUUCACUUAUUUCUUUAUUCGCUCCUGUGGUUUGGAGGGAGUCCCUGCCAAAACCCUUGCUUCAUGGUUUCUAUGGCAACACAGGGAAUACUUCAUUGACAUAAUGAGUCUCAAUUAAGUAAGUAAAGAGGCUGAUUAGUUAAGCCUUUAAGUUUUAUGCAAAACCACCAAACUCCCUAUGUUUCCUCACCACAGUUUAGCCGGCCAGCUGAACCCGCUCUGAAUGCCUGAUCAGGUUCAGACACAGCACUGAGGCACAUGUACAUGAUUGGUCCACAGCGAUGAAAAGAAGAGAUGAGCAAAGAGCUGUUAGUGUGUUUGUGUGUGUGUGUGUGUGUGUGUGUGUGUGUGUGUGUGUGUGUGUCCUCUCCUGCUGAGAAGAUGGAAACAGACCGAGUGUAUAGAAAAAGCCUCACAAAGGCUACUCUCUCUGUCUGUGAUGAUGAAAGGAGAGCCGGUUAGCAUGUAGAGCACUUUUAAAUGACAUUCAGUUAUGAUAUAUGAGAGUAUGAGUAAGUGGGAGGAGAAAGAAUUAACCCGAUUUUUAGUCGUUAAUCCACAGAUAAAUCAAUCGCCUAUCUACUAAAACGUAAAUCUCAGCCAGUUUCAUAAAGUCAAAACACCUUGUUUCACUUGCUGUUAUCAUGAUCCAAAGUGACCUGACAAGUCUAGAAAAAAAAUCUCUUUUCAAGAAGUUACAAGAUACAAAAAUGACGACCUAAUUGCCUUGAAGAAAAAGAAAACUAUCUUGUGAUUAAGCAAGCUAAGUCCCUUUAUGCGUUUAUGAAGAGAAGAAAUACUCAUCGACAAACCUUUUAGGUCUAUUUUUUUCUUGUUUUUAUUCAUUAAAAAGAUAAAAUCCUCAUUUUUGCUCUAGCUUUCAAUAACUUUAAUAAAAGUUUUGCCUCAGGUGAAUGUUACUCAAGUAUACAAGGGAUUUUUUUUUAACCAAAACUACAACAAAUGCCCUCAAAGUAGCAGUUUCACAGCAUCCCAAAUGUCAGUUUCCCCUGGUUUUCUCAGCUGUUUGUAAUGAAAUGAAUUCCCUCAUGACUGUGGACUUCAUAGGUCUCUUAAAGACUAUACUAAACAUUUCUUUCACCACAUUUUGCAUACCAACCAUAACCUUAAAUAAAAAGCAAAAACUUCAAAAUUAAAUCAAAAUGGAAACUUCACUGGUUUACUUUUAUGCUUGCUCUUUAUUGUGGUAUGAAAGUGAAACACUAAUUGAUAAAACAACUCAUGAUGAAUAAGGUAUGAAUAUAAUUUUGCAUUGUUUAAGCUGUGAAAGGAGGCUGGAGUAUCUCUUUACACAACAUUUUUGCUUAUACCUUAUGAAGAAAAAACCUGUAGUGCAGGGAAAAAGCAUGUCUGGAGACUUGUGUUAAGGAUUGGUCCAGCUGAAUCUUCUUUAGAGUUUGGAGCUUUCGUUCAGGAGAUCUGCUGUCUUUGGAGAUAGAGUGAUAUCGGCCUUGUGAGGGCUGCAAAUAAGCUUGAGCUAGACAUCUUGUAUGCAUCACAUUUUCCAUUUUUGUGGCAAUGUUUUAUGUAUUGUCCCUGUUAAAUAAACAUUAUGAUAAAAUAAAUGUCUUGCUGAUUAUACCAAAAGGCCGUUAAUAGGCCUAAUUAACCUGACAACCAAUCAAUCAGUCUAUUACUGGUACCAACAAAGCUGCAGAUUGUUAUUGUUUUUUGUUGAUUAUCCUUUGUCAUAUAAUGUGUAUAAAAAUAGGAGGAAAUGCUUGAUACAGUAAAAGCUUACAAGGACAACAUUCAGUAGAGAAAAGCAGAAAAUCCUCACAUUGGACAAACUUAGACUGCUUGGUAUUAAGCUCGAAAAGCACUCAGAAGAUUAAUUGAUUUAAAGCCAACAAGUAGGUCUACUUUUAGUUUCAAAAUCCAGGUUUUAGUUUGCAAACCCCAGACUCAGACUGGAGGUGCAGAAUAAGUCAGUUUGUUUUACUCUGCUGCUCUCCAUCAACUGCUUCACUGAGCGACUUCACACCUGCUGCUGCAGUGAGAGAUGUAAAACAAGCCGAGCUCAGACACACAACAUCCCUUUGAGUUUAAGUGCACCUCGGUACUGUUGAGGAGGGGGGAGCCUGUCAGUUUUCUUCUCUGACACGGACUGUUUCACACUUUAGGACAUAACAAAAUACAACCUGUGCUCACACUUCAGAGAUUUUCAGCACAGAUUCUGGCAGGGAAAAUUCAGCUCCAUUUGAACACAUUAUGUAAAUUUGCAAGAUAUCAGGAAGCCUUGUGCUGCCAGCAAACAAGACUUUCACCUUGUUGUCAUGCUGUUCUGAAAGUUUGCCUGUCAUCCUGUGUGGUGUCCUCAGGGCUGGAUGACUGUCUGCAGCAGUACAUCAAAACCUUCGAGAGGGAGAAAGUAGGGGGGGACCAGCUGCUGCGGAUCACCCACCAGGAGCUGGAGGAUUUGGGGGUGUCCAGGAUUGGCCACCAAGAGCUCAUACUGGAAGCAGUGGAUUUACUGUGCGCUCUGGUGAGUCCAAACUUCCCACUCUGUCUUCCCACAGCACUGUACCACCACUUCCCAGAGUGUCCCAGAACUGUCUGUGCAUAAAAUAUCUGUCACACAUUUUGUGCCGACUCAUCUUAUCAGAUAAUAAUUCACUAGAAGGUGUCAACAACCUGGAUGUCUUUGGUUUUAUAAGAUAUCAGAGGAAGAAGCUGAUGUUUCAUAUUCCCUUUUACACCAAUUUAUCAUUAAUGAAUCUGUUCAUCAGGGAACGUUGUCAACAGUUUGGGGGAAUUAGUGCGUAUAUGUGGUGUUUCAUCAAAUUAACCCAAUAUUCCUGCAGAUAUCUAAGACUUUGAAACUUCUCAACAGGGAGACUGAUUUAAUUUCUCUCAAUUUUCAAACAUCAGAGUAAAUCUAUCAGAGUUAAUAAUCUGGCUGAGAUUUCCUCUACAGGCGAUCCUUCCAGCUGUCAUUAGUGCUGACAUGGAUUACAGCCUCCUCUGCUACUCAUUUCUGCUCUUAGUCUCCAGACACAACUUUUGAGUGUGUCAGCACAGCGUACUGGGGCUCUGCUGAUCGGGGUAAUGUGCUGCUGAAAUUAGUCAAAGGCUAAUAUUAUUACAGCUGGUCACAAAUUUGCCAGCCCCAAACAGUGGCAUAAUGUGAUUCGGGUCAGCUGGAUCAAGGCUCUGUGAGAGAGCCCAUUGUGUUGAAACUCCUAGAUCAGGAGACUCUUUUUUUCCCCCUCUGCAAAACAAAGUUACUCUGGAUACAUAAUCCAGAAACUUUUGCAGAGAACUGAUAAAUAUGUAAUGUAACUUGUCCAAAAACACAAAGAGUGGAACUUUUUUUUUCUCUGAGAGGAAAGUUUUUAUCAAGUAUCUCAAUUCUUGAACACAGUUCUUCGUGUUUCUGAAUACAUACCUCUUCAAAACUUUAUUUUUGCUCUUUAUUUACAGAGGUACGCAGUAUAAACCUUUUUUUUUGGCCCCAAAAUUUGCAUAAACAUGGUGGUAAAUCUUAUCUUAACAACCAGAAGGGCCCUGCCUGAGGAGCUGGUUCACAGGGGGUCAACAUUUCAGAUUAAAGGGAUAUUCCGGUGUAAAAUUAAUUCAGGGUCAAAAACACUGCGACACCGAGUUAGACAACCCCCUCAAGAGAGGAAUGUUGCUGAUCACUUGCUUCUCUAGUUACACCAACUUGAGUAACAACCCCACAAUUGCAAUACACAGUGGUCACAGGAGCCACAUGCUCAACCAAAAAGCCACUCUAUAGCCACAAAUAAUGCUCAGAACAGCACCUAACUUCAUCAACAGUACAUAUAGGGUCCCAGCCACAGCACUAGCCACCAAACAUCUUUUUAGCUUCUCCUGAUUUCUUUAGCAAAGAGACUAAACACAACUCACCCACUCGCUUCCAGCAGCCACUUGUUUGUAUCGAGACCUCAGGCGAGUCCAAACUGACUGCAGCGGGGUGACGCAGCUCAAGGAAGAACAUUUAUGAUCAUUUCUUUUUCAUCUCCUUAAGGUAAUAAUCAUCAUAUUAAUCAUUUUGCACGGCAGACGCGGUGUCUGCAGUCGUUCUGCAGGGCAAAAUGAUACGCCGGAAUAUCCCUUUAAUGCAGUUUGAAGCCAAGCCUAUACAAUGUUUAAAAUUGAUCAUUACAAUUUUAAAAUCAAUUCUAAAACUUUUAGGGAGACAAAGUGUGAGGCUAAAAGGGGGGUAAUGUGGUGUUGUAUUUUAGAGCCAGUGAGAAUGACAUGUGGUUGAGCAACAACCAAAUGUUGUUGUUGUUGUUGUGAUGGAGAUUAAGUGUGGCUGACAGUAAAGUGCUCUUCAGAAAGUUACCCCAUUUCAUUUUGCUCUUCUUUGUUAAAGUGAUUCAGCCACUACACACUACAUCUGCACACUACACUUUCUGAUCUUAAAAGUUUGUUAUGUCUGUUUGAAAUCAAAUUAAGAAAAGAAAUGAAACUGACAACUAUUACCUUUAUCCAUCAGUUUGCAGAUUACUUUGUUGAUGAUCUUGAUAAAGUAAUCUGUUACAGUACAACCUAAAGUGGUGUCAAAUCAUCCAUUUAAAGCAAUCAACAUGGAAAAAGCUGCAAAUCCCUUACUGGAAAAGGCUGAAACUGGCUUUUUUUUCCUGAUAAACCCUUCACAGAUUUAAUCAAUUUAAAAAAUACUUCUAGAGUGGGGUUAAAAGGAAUCAUUUAGACUGUGUAAAUAUAUAAUACCGUGAGAAGAUGUAAAGGGUUGAAUAAGAAAACAACAGAGAUGAAGAUGUGUGAGAGAAACAUAGACAGAGUGGAUGGAGCUUUAUUGGACUGAGGUCACAGAUGCAAUCUGAAUCUAAAGUCCUCUCAUCCCACAUCGCUGCACAGGGGGAUGGGGGUGGAGGGGCCUUGCUUCAGCCCCAAAGCUUCUUAUGUAACUGGGAUUUAGUUUAAAGUCUCUCCGGCGCUGCUGUAUUAAAUAUGAUUAGUGGCGCUCCUGCUGUGCUCUCCCCUCCCAAGAAACUGUGACGUGACGACGCCCACAGGCCUCCACGUGCAGCUCUGCGCUCAGAAUAAUGAGUGUUGUAUUUUUUCUACCCAUGCAAAAAAGACAGCUUGGGGGGGGGGGGGGGGGGCAGGCCAAGUGGAUGGGUCACUGGCUCUCAUCCUCACAUGUUCCUCAUACAAGCAGCAUCCACUGUAUUGACACAAGGUGGGCUCCCCUGUCAGUGCUCUUUAAUUCACAGAGCACAGCGCCACGCUGCAGAAAUUCUUGGAAGGCAUCGCAGCUAAAACACACAGAGACAAACUGGUCAAACAAAGGGAAUUUACUCUCCUUUAUCUCCUCUAGAAUUACGGGCUGGAGACUGAGAAUCUGAAGACUCUCUCUCACAAGCUCAAUGCAUCUGCAAAGAACCUGCAGAACUUCAUCACAGGCAGGCGGCGCAGUGGGCAUUACGACGGCCGAGCCACCCGCAAGCUGCCCAACGACUUCCUGACCUCGGUGGUGGACCUGAUUGCUGCAGCCAAAAGCCUUUUAGCUUGGCUGGACAGGUGAGAAUUGCAAAAAGGUGCAUGUAUUUUACAGUAAAACCAGUGAAAAAUCAACCUAUGUGUGGACAUUUUUGGGUCCACAGAAAAACUAGGGGGUCGACUUCACAGGGGGGGAAUUCACUUCAAUGUUUACAACAAAAGCAUUGAAUACAGACAUUAAACAUAAGUUAAACAUACAGGGGACUGUUAUUUAGGUGGUUUACAUUCAUCAGAAUAUAAAACUAGUGAUGCACGAUAUGAAAAAUUUCAACCGAUACCGAUAACCGAUAAUUUUCUUCUUCUCACGGCCGAUACCGAUAACCGAUAAAUUCAUAUUUUUACAUUUAUUAUAAUCUUCAUAUAAUCUGCAGUUUGUGCAGGAUGCAGCGAUUGAAAACUGAUAUUUUUGUUGCUCUCGCCUAUCUAGAACAACAAACAAAAGUUUUUGGCUCUUCAAAUGUGGUAAUUUGCUAUAAAUAACAAUAACAGAGCAAAAAGCAGAACUUCAUUUGAUCCCCUGAACUGUUCAACAGAACUGUAAACUGUAAAGGAGCCAUUAUGAGCCGUUAGGCUUAGCAUGCUGACCGGACUAACAUCUGACGUCCAUAUGUCUGUGGUAAAACUCACGUGCAGUCCGUUCUUGUCGAUCAGGUUGUGAAUGUAUGUGGCGACAAUAUCAUAGAGUGCAGGAAGAGACACAUCCGAGAAGAAGCGGCGGCUUGGGUGAGUGUAACGUGGCUCCAAGUGUGCUAUUAACUUGUGAAAACCCGGGUUCUCAACGACGGAAAAAGGCUGGUCGUCGACCGCUAUGAACUCCAUCACUUUGUCGUUAAUGGCUUUAGCCUUUUCGCUGUCUCUUGACAAGCUUUUGCAGUUUUUAAACGCCUGCUGAAUGGGGACAUCGAUCCUCCGUAGUGUUGUUGUCUUAGCUUUAGUACCGCUAGCAGCUUCGGCGGCUGUCUCAUAUUCUUUUAAUACCGCUUCGCCGCGAUGGCGACUUUUCAGAUGAGCUAUCAGAUUCGUUGUGUUAAAACUUGACGUCUUCUUUCCUCCUCUUGAAAUCCUCGCUGAACAGGUUUUGCAUAUAGCAAUGCUGUUGUCAUUUUCUGCCACUGAGAGAAACGACCAUGCUGGUGAAGACAUUUUAUUAUCUGUCAGGCAGUGACGGGGUCAGGCUUGGGACCUGCGAGUAAGGCUUGAUAGACGACGUGACCAGCGAGUCUUGGACGGGCGGCUACUCCGCCUGCAAACGUUACUCGUAAUUUCAUUAAUAUAUCGGAUCUUUCUAUCGGAAAAAUGCACCUAUCGGACCGAUAAAAAAUGACGUAAUUUCCCCCCCCAAAUCGGCCGAUAUUUCAUCGGUCCGAUAAAUAUCGUGCAUCCCUAUAUAAAACUCUUUGGAUCAAGACCACUACACCAGAGACAUGUCCAGAUGUUUUGACUGGGGUGACCUAACUGAGCUGCUGAGUCAUGCAGAGGUGGCAUAAAGUCUGUGCACAAACACGAGUAAAUGUAAUUUAAUUAUCAUUUCUGAGUCCACUCAUGUCCGCUGAAACAACUUACACUAUUAGAUACUCAGUUUUACUGAACCAUCUUUAACUGUAUAAAGUACUAAAACAAAAAUUUUCAGUAUUCAUUCUCCAACAACUUAAAAAUAUGUUUGUCUGGGGGGCUGCGGGCACCCAUCCCUCACACAGGGGGCCCUGCAUGGUUGUGGCUCCUUUUCUGCAUGUUUCCUACUCUUUUCUCCCUUUCCUGCUCUAUGAACUCUUUUAUCCUCUACAAAAAGCCUUAAAAAUUGUGUCCGAGGCAACAACUACUCAGAAAAUUCAAAGUUAACAUGGAAAUAGUGCAGAAAUGAGAAAACAGAAGAAAAUGUGUAACACUCAAAUGCAAAGAAAUCCACCAGAGGCUUAUCACAAAAGAAUUGAUUUCAACCCAAGUCAUGCCUCUACAUUGUUCAACCCCAAUUACAGAACUUGAUGGUUUGCAAAUCGUUGAAUUGGAAAUAGUGCAAAGACUAUAAAUCAAAUGUUUUCACAGAAAACUGUUUUUGUUCUAUCUAAAAAAUGUUAAUUUUAAAUGCAAUGCCAUGUUUUCAACAAAGCUGCGACGGGCAUGUUUACCACUGUGUUGUAUCAUCUCCUUUUCUUGGAGCAAAAGAGACAAGUUUCUGAAGUUUUGAACGGAAAAUGUUAAUCCAUUCUUGCCUGAUGUAGGAUUUCAACUGCUUAAAAGUUCAGGGUCCCCCAUGUUAAAUUUCUGUAUCAUGAUGAGGCAAAUAUUUUCAAGUCAGUAACAAAUUGAGACUGCAGACUUAGGCCAGCUUAGCAUCCAGACUUUUCUACUACAGACCCGAUUGUUGAAUUAAGUGCAAAAUCAAGAUUGGCACUGUCUUGCUCUUGAUUGCAGUUUUCCCCGAAAGAGUCAUGGUUUGAAAGGCAGCAUGUGUUGGAUAUAUUAUUGGAUAUAUUGUUAAGCACUGGUUGUGCCUUCCUACUUGUGUAAACUUGCCAUGCUUUUGGCCCUUUUGCAUACCCUCAGGACAGUUUUGGACCAUAUUUUAACCUGUAUGUAUAUACAAUGAGAAACUUAUGCAUUGGCAGUAUAGUUUUAGAAGAGAUUUUAGCCCAUGCAGAGAUUUCCAGUGCAUAGCCAUGUCCAUUUUUGAUGCUGUGCUGGCAGAGGGUCUUGAGAUUGUGGCCAUCUAGUGUCAGCGUUGUCCCUUUUGUGCAGAAAUUUCACCAGAUUCUCUUUUACUGAUUUUAUGUCCUGUUGUAUUCUCAUAUGCUCAGGAACAUUAUUCUGGAUUUGCUGAAUUAUUUCCCCACCCAGUCUUUCACAGACUGUUGAGUCUCUUCCCAUCUUUACCUCUGAUAGACAGCCUCUCUGGAGCCCCCUCUUUCUGCCCUGUAAUGUUGCUAAGCUGUUGUAGUUAAAUGUCAUCAGAUGGGAAAUGUUCCUUUGCAUAGAUUUAAUAAAAAAAAGGUUUUUGAAUUACACAACUUUUUCAGUAAUUGGUUGUCCCUUUCCCAACUGUUUUGAAACGUGUUGCUGGCAUCAAAUCAGGAAUAAGUUUUUAUUUUUCAUAAAACAAUAAUACUUUCAGUUUCAAAGUUUGAUUUGUUGUCUUUGCAUUAUUUUCAUUUAGGUUUUAAACGUUUUUCAAACCAUGACAAUCGAUUUUUAUGACUGUUUAGCACUGCAUCCUGACUUUCUAAUACAACCAAAGCCCCUGCAUGCAAAUAAAUUCAUCAACUAAGUUCCUUUUUUAAAUUGUGAAGCCCAGCAACAACAAUUAUAACAGAUUUCCAGUAAUUUCUGUCAUCUUUUAAACUAAUGAAGGCAUCCUUGUGUUUUUUAGCAAAAAAAACACAACCAUACAUUUCAGCUGAUUAUAGAUAACGAAUGGUUUUCCAUUUUUCUUUAAUAUGUUGUUUUAAUCGAGCAUCACUCAUCAGUUUAUUUGGUGUGGCUGAAGGAUUUUAUCAUGUCUUUACUUCUUACAGACCAGUUUUGUCUUUUAUGUUAUGUCCAUGCCCAAUGAGCUGACAAGAAAAGAUGAGUAAAGGCCUUAUAUAAGAAGACUUUGACAGGGUGGCCAAAAAGGCACAGAGCAAGUCUAUUUAUAUGUUUCCUUAUCCCUUCCUUCUCUGUGGGAUUCUGCCAAUGUGUUUGUGUCUGUGAAUGUGUGUGUUUAUGUGUGUUUGAUGAAUUUGAAGUUCAAAGCAGACAGCUUUCGACAGAAAUAACAAAAUGAAUCAGUCUUUCUUUUCCCAUGAAAUCGUCAUCUGCAUAAUCUUUUACGUCAGCGCUAAUUAAAAUUCAAUAUCAAACAAUGCAUUUUCAUGUUAGAAGGCAUCAUCGGUGACAAAUUGCACUUUGUAGUAUCAGUGUGAUGCUGGGGGUGUUGUAAAUGUGCUCGGGAGACAGAUGGGAAAUGAAAAAAAUAAAAAUUUUCAGGCUGUUUGUGACUAACUUUGACCUGUGUCAGCUUCUGUUGCUUGGAUGAAUUACAGUGUUGUUUUUAGUCGUAUAUUUUAUUGUUGUAUUUACUACUAAGGUUGUUUGUUCUUAUAUUUCUGUCAUUCUAAGACUAGUAUGAUUGUUCACUAAACUCUUACUUGUAAAACACACUAAUUCCAAACUGCGAUGUAUAAUGUAGUGAAAUAGACAUUAUGUGUUAAGAAAUGUUACCACAUAUUUACCAAUGAUUUAGUCUCAGAGGAAGAAUGGUCUAAUGGUUCAUUUCAGGUGCUCUUUCUUUUUCAGGUCUCCGUUUGCUGCAGUCGCAGAUUACUCUGUGACAAGAAACAAUGUGAUCCAGCUGUGUCUUGAGCUCACCACAAUUGUACAACAGGUAAACAAACCGUCCAGCACAAUAAAACUAUCAAGGAAAAACUGUCAGAAAAACAUCCAGCCUCCAAUAUCCCCGCGGCUCUUUACAAGUAUUUAUUUAUUUUUUUUAAAUGAAUGGUACUUUAAAGCUCCUGUAAGGAACUUUAUGUUUGUGUUUAUUUUUGCACCCCCUGAAAAUAUAGAGGUGGUUGGUCAUCCCUUUUUAUAAUGACCUCAUUUACUUUUGUGGGUCAUAAAUAGGCAUCAGUCUUUAUUUCAUUGGGUUACAUGACCAGUUAAAAUCCCCCACAGGAGCUUUAAUACGUGACUUUUUUCCUUGUGGGAUAAAGUUUUGAACAGCAGAAGGUUUCCCUGCAAAAACAACAGAUUUCUGCAGUCAGUACAGGAGAUGAAGUGUGCAUUUUAAGCACAAACACUCUAAUUUUGUACAUAAAAAAACACUGCUGCCCAAAAGCAAUAAGCUGCAAUUAUGUUUUUCUUUCCAAUUUGUUGGAUAUUCUCUCACAAAAAGACAGACUUCAUUGUUUGUCUCAGCUUGUGGAUGGUGACACUCACAGUCAACCCUGUUUGAACCUGGAAGACCAGAAAACAAUGACAGCAGUGAUGCUUAAACUGUUUGUAGGACAGUCUCUGCAGAGGGAAAUGUUUAUGUGCAGUUGAGAGAAAAAAUCUAAGUGGGAAAAAUUGAAGGUGGGAGUGAAAGAGGGCGAUCAGGAGAGAGAGAGGAAGGCAGAGAAAGGAAGACUGGCAAAGGAAAAGAGAGAGAGAGAGAGAAAGAGAGGGACGUGCCUCCGCAGUGGUGAUUCAUUUGUUUUGUGUUUGUGCAUGGCUGUGUGGGAGUGUUGGGGGUUAUAGGUGCCAAGCUGCUCGGUUUUUUGUUUAUAUCCACCUACAGCAGAAAUGCCAAUAAUAACUCCAUUUUGACACGUUCUCUUGAGGUAACAGUGCUCUCUGAAUGUUCCCCAGGACUGCUCUGUGUAUGAAACAGAAAACAAAAUCCUUAAUGUGGUGAGUUCAUGACUUUAUUCCCCUUUGUCAACUACAAAACAACCUUUAGUACUCACGCUUUAGGAUUGUAUUCAUAUCUGAUAUGUCUUCUCCAGUGUAAAACCCUGUCUGGAGUGUGCGACCACAUCAUCUCCCUGUCCUCUGAUCCCAUGGUGUCCCAGGCUGCACAUCUGGAGGUUGUGCAGCUUGCCAACAUCAAAUCAACAGAGGGACUGGUAAGACUAAGCCCCAGUAAGCCUUUAAGAAAGACCCACAUUUUGGGGCUUCAUCAUUAAGAAACGCUCUAAGCAUCUGUAGUUGCACUGAAGGAGCGAGAACCAAUUUAUAAGCAUUUGACAAAAACAUUGAAGUGUUAGGAAAUGAAUGUUAUACCUGCUGGCAAAUGCAAAGGGGAGAAAUAUGUGCAUUUUUUAUUACCUUACUUCAACUGAAAUUUUUCAUCACAAACCCAAAAUUACUUUUCUUAAAACGUGUUGGAUAAGUUCAAAUGAAACUGAGUAUCUUAUAUCACUGUCAAGUUGAAACAUUAGACCACUUGUUGUAACUUACAUGAAACUGAACAUAUCAGCUGAAGGUAAAGUUAUGUGAAGCAGGCUACUGCAGGAAUAUUUGUAUCGUCAUUUUGGUCCUCUCCAUACCUGCCAACACUCCCGUUUUUCCCAGGACUCCUCCGUAUCUCAGAUCUAUCUCCCGCCCACCUCCUGUAUUGUCAUUUCUCCUGGGAAUCUCCCGUAGUUAGCAUGGUCCACAUUCAUUCAUGAAUUGGAUCACUAUAUUUUUCCAAAGUUGCCAGCUUUCCAGACAACUGAAGAUUCUCCUGUGUUUCUGCUGAGACUCACAGACACUUGAUUGAUACUUUUAUUUUACAAUUUGGGAUGAUUCAGGUCGGUUUAAGCUGUAAACUAUAUCUAAGCAGUGUUUGUUGCAAAAUGAACUCUUCAAUGAAAGGGAAACAAACGCGAGAUAAAAUAUUUACGUUGAUAGUCUUGCACCAUCUCUGAGUGAUGCGUUCAGGGCAGCCUCAGAUAAAAUAGUGCUGUAUUGCACACAUACAUUUUAGGACUUUAACACUCAUAUUAGUGGACAAAAAUAAGUUCAAGGCAUAUCGUAGCUUUUUUUUUUCAUUACCAUUUGUUAUUGUUGAAACAAACAAGUGUGCAGCUUCACUUGUACUUAUUUGAAUGAGCAAUCUAAUUACAAAUACUCUAAUAAUUAGCUCAUAUCCACCAUACAAGGUAACCCCAAAACUGCCCGGUGUGCGCCGCAAAAAUCUCUCAGAUUUUAUAACCCAAAUGUUUGCAGGUAUGGUCCUCUCUCAGUUUCCCUUCUACUCGACACCUUUAAACAUAAACAGGGCAAAUGUCACAUCUAUCAUCACUGUUGCUAACACUACUCUUCAUGGUUUCAAUCAGUUCGCAGUGUUUUAUAGCUUAAAGAUGUACUGAGUCAGCUCUAUCAGAGAUGGUUGCGGCCCAAACUUACAUUUUUGCCACAGUGUCAACAGGCAGAGGUGUUAAGAUUGACUCAUUUUAUGGUUGAAGUUUUUCAUGGUGUGAUAAGGUUGUCCCUGGAGCUGCUUUUACUCAUUAGACUUAAUCUCCAAUCAGGUCAGGUAUUUAAAACAGCUGGAUAAUAUAUUCAUUUAUAUGCUACCAAAGGUAUUUUGACGUAUGGUGCUCCAGUCACAUGCUGUGUAGCUUUUAUGAAUCAACCAAAGUGUUGAUGCUGGCUUUCUUUACUCAGCGGCGUCAUUCUGCAAACUCUCCUCCCUGGUAAACACAACCGUCUGUGAGAGGCGCACAAGCCAAACAACCACCACACAUGAUGCAUCUGCACUCCAAAACAGUACAUUGUAGUUGAAAUAUGAAGCUGUUGAAUUGUUUUCCAGGUUUGGUGAAAAACAGGAAAAGGCUUUCAAAAGUAAAGUACGACAUUUUCACAAAUACUUCUGAUGCUGCUGGUGGAAAAAUCUACUAAUUACAGAGAUUGAAAUGGCAUGACUUUGAUAGCAUAUUGACUUCUGUUUGAUGCUAAUAAGGCAUGAGCAAACUAUCUCGUGGCAUGUAUCCCACUCACUGCAAAAUGCAGUUUCUCAAUCACUUGUACUAACACUGCCUAAUUUAUGUCUUUCUAGUUAAUAUUCUUCCUCGUGAUAUCACAGUUUGUUCCCUCAUUCUUGUGAUUCAUGCACCAUGAAGGCUCAUGUACCACAUGAAAUACAAAAACUAGAUACUUUUAGGUUUGGUCGAUUCUAAUUACUAAACACAAAUUUGCCUAUUUAUCCUUAAAGAUGCAGGAGUUCAUUGCAUUGAAAAAUUGCGUUUUAAGUGAAAACACAAAUCUUUCCUUUUCCCCCUGUUUCUGGGGUCAAUGCGCUGCCCAGAACCUUGUUUCUUGUCUUUGUUUUUUCAAACAUUACCCUUGGUAAAGGAAUAUUGAGUUAAAGCAUAAAUACUGUGAUGUGCCGUUGUGUCUUUAGAGCUCAUUGCAGCUGUCCCAGAACUGGGUUUUCCUGAGCUCGUGGGCAUAUGAGUCAGCCAACAAAAAGCAACAUGAAAACAGCAUGUCGUCCUUGUAGAAAUGAGCAAAACACAAACUGUUUCAAUACAAAUGUCAGUCUGUGAACUAACUUCUAAGAUAAAUUGGAUACCAUGGUUACAGCUGAGGCAGGGAAGCACUUCUUGUAGACACUUUUGCACACACUGUAUCGUUCGACUCGGUCCUUGCACUGACCUACACUCAGGCACGAGUGUGCACCCUGCUCGGGGCCACAAUAAAAACCCCACCCCCCCUACAGACACACCCCCCCUUACACAAAUGCCAGCAGGGGGACAUGGAAGUUCUCUCAUCCGUUCAGUGAAACCUGAACACAACAGUGGGCCGAGUGGCCUAUAAAUAAACCUCUUUCACUCGACUCGAAGACUGGCAUGCUGCUUCUGUGCAUCUGUGUGUUCUUGUGUCAGAAAGCCGACGUACUAAUGCAAUUGUGUUUUUGAUUGUGCCUUAAAAAUGCCAUUUGAACCAUUUUGAGUUCAAACUUUUCCAGCGACAAAACAAAUGUGUUCUUUGUUGAAAAUAUUUGGUUCAGUCUGCUUGAGGGAGCUUUUGAGUGUGGCCCACCAUGUGACAUUAAAUCAGAUUGUGCUGUGUGUGUGAGAUUUCCAAAAGUACAUCCAUUAGAUAUUUAUGAACCCUCUUGUAGUGACUUUAACUUUUAUCUAUUCAGGAAAAUCUACGAUCAAUGAAAAAAAAAAAGAAAUUGUUUUACUGUUUCUCAGAAAAAGUGAGAUUAUUUCAUUUUUUUUGCACUCCAAGCUGAUUAAAACAAAUACCAAGAUUGGUAAAUAUGCUAUGACCCUGAUCUGUUCUGUGUGGCUGCGCUGAGUUGCACUGGUUUAAAUGUGUGCGUUCAGUGUUUGCUUUAUGAGGUUGUAAUUUUUCCCUCUGUUAUCACUCCACAGGGAAUGUAUAUCAAAUCAACAUACGACGGUUUGCAUGUAAUCACUGGGACGACAGAAGGAGUGAGUACAAGCUUUUUAUUUUGUGUACAUUCAGAUGGAGGUGGAGGUAACACAGUAAGCAGCCAAUCCCAACUCUCUUUCUCUGAUUAUCCUUUAGUCUCUGGCUGACCGCUGCAAGAAAAUCCAUGCUGGAGAUGAAGUCAUUCAGGUCAAUCAUCAAACAGUGGUAAGACAUUAUCAUUAUUACUCAUGUUUUUUGUCCUGUUUGCUGCCUUCAUUUGCACAGAGUUUUUAUUUGCAUUUUUCAUGGCAGUUUGAAUAAUGUUCAAGCAGAUGUCUGUCUAAUCCUUGUUUUUUACUGAAGGAAACAGCUGCCUCAAAUUUUGCGUGCUGUGAAUGUGUAUGCAGUUUAAAUGAAGGCUUAUGCUGCGAUGUAUCCACAGUCAGCCCCGGCAGCACUUCUGCACCUGUUACUAUUUAAAGGGUGGGCUGUAGUGCCUCUUGUAGGUCUUUUCUGAUGAAUUGGAGAUGUAACUCUGACCUGGUGAAUAUGUUACUUUACUCAGUCAGAUCAUUAAACUCACAAGAGUGCUUCAGUCAAUCAGCAGGAACCUGCUCAGAAUCCUAAACUACAUACAUCAUCUUCAGUGUGGGUUUAGGGCAUUUAAGUUUCAUGAACCCACUCAGUUGCUUUUUCUGAAUUAUUCAGGCCUUUUCCAGGGAAGGUCAUGGAUUUCUCUUGAAUACCAUGUUACUUGACCUGCUGCUGGCUGUGUUGCACCUGUCUGAGCUCGAUAAGCUACGCACUCUAUGUCCUUUUUGGGAGAUAUAGAUAUUCCUGUAUUUUUAUUAAUGAUCAUUUAUCAGUCUUUCAACACCUUCAACACCAGACGUGACCAUCGUACAAGUCAGGGUAAUCUGGCACCUUGUAGUUCCUGGAGCACCUCCUCUUUUUGCGUUCUUCAUAUGGCAUUGACAUAAGUAACAUUGGUUGAGCAUGUUGAUCAAAGGCUUGUAGGUGAAAAGCAGAAAGCCCUCCACAAUGAGGGUGUGAGUCUCCUCCUCCUCCUCCUCCUCCUCGUUGUCAGACUUAGGGACCAUCUCAGUAUCCAGGGUGUUAUUAACGCCAUGGGACUUCUCAACCUUCACCGGAUUGUCCAGUCAUGCGUAGAUUUGUCUCAUUAUGGCGUCCAUGUCCAGAGCAGUGAUGACAUGGCACAGCUUAAAAACCAUCUUCAUCAACCUCAAUCUGAUCCCAGGACUUGAAAUCAUCCUGAUGGACCAAUUUGGGUGCAAUAAAUCAAUUCUUCUCUAUAGAAUUUGACUUAUUUAAAGACAGACCGCCUCAUAGCAAUCAGUUCAGCACUUAUUGUUUGCUUGCAGUAAUAAUACUUUAUGCAAAACCAGCUAUGACUAAUGCAUGCGAGUUUGUUUUUAUGCUCUCUCUAGUCUUUUCACCACUCAAGGCACUUUUAAAUUGCAUACCACAUUCACCCAUUCACACCACAUUCAUGCACUGCUGGGCACAACCAGUGGGAGCAGUUUGGCGUUAAAUGUCUUGCCUGAGGACGCUCCAGGACACACGUCAUGUAGACAGCAGGGUCUGGGAUCGAACCUGACCUUCUGAUUGAGAGACAGUCAAUGUCAACGCUGAUUUACUGACCAGUCACCAGGUUUAAUACUGACAAAAAGGCUGCAAAAGUAUUCAGUAACUUCAUCGAAGAUCAGUAUAGAGUCAAAAUCUCUUCACACUAUCAGAUGUUUUUACAGUGAUUAGUUUUAGAAAUAUGCUUUUACACAAUCCAGGGGCCAUUACUUGCUCCCCCACUCCAAAUCUAGCGUUCAAAUUCAUGAACUCUUUACGUAAGAAGAUUUUCAGACCAACAGUUUUACUUCCACUGAAGUAAAAUGUCCUUAACUGUACUUUUACUUCUGGUUCCAGCCCUCCUAAAAACCCGGAAUUAAAACGUAAUAAUAAUAAUAAAACAUAUAACACCAAAAAUAAUAGCAAACAUGUCUCAGCUUAUGUACUUGAAGCUUGGAGCCACUUCUUUGGUUGAGAAAACUGCCUGUUGCAUUUUUGUACUGAAUAAAAUCAUAAACCUGAUAAAAAAAUACCUCCAAUUAAAGUAAUUGUCAACCAAUAGGCAGCAAAGAUAAAACAGAGCAAAGAGGGGAAGUAGGGUAAUAUGAUGUCGUGUUCGUCAUGUUCACCGAGGUCUCGGAUAGAGGAUUUGAAUGCCUCAAACCCCUGGAAAUCCUGGGCACAAUUGAAUUUAUCCUUCUUAUGCGAACAAAGAAGUUUAGUCACCUUGCAUUAAUCUCAGUUGUUCCUUACUCCAAACUGAGCCCGAGAAGGCGUCAGACAACAAUAGCUGUUGAUUCGCUUGUAUUUGUGAAGCUAAAACUGCGCUAAGUGUGUAUUUCAGAAGGGUACACAGAGUGGCACAAAUUCAGUGGAAAUAAAAGCAAAAAACUUCUCACAGUUCUCAGUUUAAAUAUAGCAUCCUUUGUCUGAAAUAAUUGCUACUUGUGUGUGCAACAGCAAGACGUAUGAUAAUUACACAGCUCAGGCCAGGUUCAUUUCAGUCAGUCAAUUCACACAGUGAAUGCAGCCAUUUUAGAAAGAAUAACUACAAAUACAGAGUUGACUCCAUUAAAAAGACUCUUUCAUCGCACUUUGAAGCAUCAAGUUUAAAGGCUGCCAAAAAUGAGGGCUGGGCGGUGUUGGUGCGUGAUUCUCAUGUGGAGAGAAGUGCUGUGUUACCCAACAGAAAUUCAUGGCAGAUAUGUACCCCCUUAUAGCAGGAACAGUUAUAAUUUAUUACAUUUAUGAUAGAUCAGCAUGCACAGCACCAGACGUGAUGAUGCUACUAAUCAUAUCUUUGUGUUUCAUAUCUACAGUAAGUACAUAAAGGUGAGGAUAACUAAUAGUUUGUUAACUAUAGUGCGAACAGGCUGCAUUCAAUCCCAGAGUUCACCGAGUAUGGAGGUGGUAGUGAAGGAGACACGUCGUGCUGCAGCAGCUGAGUGAGACUGACAGCUUAAGGGAGUGAAAGCAACCCGUGAACUCUGUGUCUGCUAAUGUCAAACUUAACUGUCACUCAUAAUGACGGCCAUAACAAGAUUACAUGCUGUAAAUAUGUUUGAUUUAAAGUGGCCAUAUAGUAAAUGGCGAUUUCAUGAUGGUUGCUUCUUAAUGAAGUGGAUGAUUAGCAGAGAUGAAUCUUUUUGAGAUGUGAAGUGAUACUGCUUUGAGCUAAAUGUGUUUCACUCAAUGUUUUUGUCUCUCUCUCUUAACACAAGAUGAUAAGACACACAAGAAAAAAGUGUUUUUCAAGCUAUAGAUGAAAAAGCCAGGCUCAAGAGAAAGUAUCACAGACGUCAAGGUUUCAAAAAUACCAUUAAGGCAAAAAGAAAUGUUCGAAAUAGUUAAAGGAUCCAUAAUUAAAGCCACUGGGAGAAGUCCAGGAUCAAAGUUCUCAGACUCUGAGUAUCUUUUUUAUAUUGAAAAGCAGAUGUAAGAAUGGCUGCCAGGGCAGGAGUUACAUCAGUCAGAGAACAUGACCAGAAGAGAAAUCCUCAGAGGCAAAAAAACUGCCUUGAGAUUCACUUUUAAAUGUUAUAACAUAUAUAGAAUAGUCUGGAAAGACCCAACAGUGAAGGAAAAAUUGCAAAUUAUCCAGUGCUUCUGCGCCACAAGAUCGAAAGGCUGUAAAACAUUAACGACACUAUGUCAGGAAUAAAUAACUGGAGGCAGCAAUGACAAAUUGAUUUUUUUGAUGCAGGUCAAUAAACAGGGAAGGCUUCAUACCCAUAAAACAAAUCCAUGCAGGACAGUAUAUUUUAACACUGGGGAGUGUGAGCAGCAUCUCAGAGAGGAGAGAGGGGCAGCAAGAAGAAACCAGAGGCUUCAUGUGUUAUUAGAAACAGCUUAAAGCCAAAUGUUUCUGUUGCAUAGCAGCAGAUAGGUAAAAAAAAUCCAAAGUGGGGUUUCACUGCUUUAAAUAACCACAUUUUCAGGCCAGACAUAGCCAAAAAAAUCUUCUCAUCACAGAACAAAGCAGGCUUUGGAUUAUAACAGUAUCUGUUUCUGCCUGUCUGUCUCUUUAAUGCUCUUUCUGCGUGAAAAAUUUCUGUGUAGCGGCUGUCAAGGUGAAAAAUUACUUGGAAAGUGAUUGCUAGGUCAGUGCCUGAAAAAUGCCCGCUUUCUCAGGCUGCCUGAAAUACGCAGGCUGUACUGAAAGUCAGUGCGGCCUUCCAAGCAAGAGGGGAUAUUUCCUCUCUAAACUGGACCUGGCAUAUUUGGUUCAGCAGCAGUCAGUGUUUCUCUGGGCGGGAUGUUUUAUGUGCCAAAUGUCAUCAAAACUGGGUUAAAGACUAUUUACAAGGCAUGCAGCUGUUCACAAAGCACAUUGGGGCUUAGCACAUCAUGACAGUGCUUGCAGAUUGACAUCACAGGAGGUGUGCAAAAUGCCCUUUGGCAUUUAACUCGCACUCGAUUCAGAGCUGCAGGCUGUUCAUCAUCUCGUAACCAUCAAGAUCCACAAGUUGUAUUAAAUUAACAACCAAAACAGCUCCUUGCAUUAAAUCAUGUGUGGCAAGCUGAGCUCAGUCAGGCAGAAAGACAUUAUGGUAUGUGGAAGAGUAACAGUAAACUGCACAAAAGCCUCGUCAUCAUCUGGUUUUUGAUUUGUCGGUUUGAAGCCUGCAGGUUUUGGUGGUUUCAAUCUUGGUAUUUUUAGGCAAAAGGUGACCAUGUUUCGAUAACAGGAUAGAAAUACAUUCAUACACCUGUAUCCUAAUGAGGAGUAUCCUAUGCUCUAUCCUAGCAUACACCUCGUCAUGGUUAAGUGUGGAGGUGCAGGUGGGGGAAGAGGAGCAUGUACAUGCUGUGUCCAAGAAUACUGCAAAAGCAAAUGGGAUUUCUGACAGCGAAGUAGACCGCUGAAAAAUUUCCCGAUCGAGUGUACACUUGUGCUGAAAAUGGUGCUUUGUAAAUUAAAUGUUGUGGAUGACCUGUCUGAAGCACUCGAUAGCCUAGCUGCUGUUCUGCACCUCCAGACAGUUUCUCAACAAAUGGGCUGGGCUGACCAGGAUCCUCUAGGUAUUACACUUACCAUUGACAAGUAGCUCAUCAGAAUCAGAAUGCCUUUUAUUGUCAUUAUACGCAGUACAAUGAGAUUAAAGCCACCCAUAUCAGUGCAAAUAUAAAAAUAUAGAAAGUAUGAAACAAGAUUAAUAUGAAGUAUAUACAAUGUAAACAUAUGAACCUGAGAUUCUUUUUACAGGAUAAUAUGGUACAGAUAUGCAUAAAUGUAAUAUGUAACAGUGUAAAAUAUAAAGUGCACAGUCCUGAGAUCCUAUUAACAGAAUAAAUAUGGUAAAUAUACAGAAAUAGAAUAAAUGUAAUGUGCAGAUGAAUGUAUAUUGUCCAUCAGUGAUUUGGAAUAUUGCACAUGUUUAGGUAUUGCACAAAGGGAAGUCAGUGCGUGUUGGAGUUCAGCGUGGUUACGGCUUUUGGAAAGAAGCUGUUUUUGAAUCAGUUAUAUCAUACAACCACAUUAGUAUAAAUCGAGUAUAAAUCUGAUUUGGUUACGUACAAUCUAAUUUAUUCAUGUAACUGUUCAAGUACCCCCCACUGACCAGGUAAAAGGAUGUGGAUUUGAACCAAGAGGCGUCAUAUGUCCAAUACUGCAUAAACUGGAUAUAUCUUUAAUCCCAUACCUAGCCUUGGAUUUGUAAUCCACAUCAAAACACUAGCUGUGAAAUCCUGCUGUAUGAAUCUUGAGGAAGCCUGUGUGUUUAGGAAACUCUCAUCAAGCUGUUGUUGUUGUUUGUCAGGUGGGCUGGCAGCUGAAGAACUUGGUGAACUUGUUGCGUGGUGACCCUGCAGGUGUCACCCUGACGUUGAAGAAACGCCCACAGAGCACACUUACCUCCACUCCUGCUCUGCUCAAGAACAUGAGGUGGAAACCACUGGCUUUGCAGGUACAAAGGCUACUUCUGUCCAUGAAUAUGUAUGUGCACGUCUGUGUUUCUCUACAUUUAUAUUUGUGUUGAUAUGCAGUUGUACUGUAACGUGUGCCUCUGUCUUUGCUUGUGCUAAAAAUACAACUGCACAGACUAUGGAUGCUAAAGGAUAAAAUCCCUUGUCAGACUAUAAAUAGCCUCACAUGUGCAAUGUGUAGGAUGGAGGUAGGAUGCAAUCUAAUACAAGAGCGAUGAGCCAAACACUCACUUAGUUUGACUUAAAAUGCUCACUUUUUGAAGCUCUUUCUGAGGCCUAGUUGCUGUGUGUAUGACCCAUAUUUUGCAGGCACAGUUUUGUUGUGUCCACCUACUUUUUGCACCAUGAUUUUCUACUAAAUGUUUGAAGGUUUCAGGAUUAUUCAUUCCCACACUGACACUUCAGCCCUCAGUGGCAUCUGUUGUCCUACUUCGGCCAAGCCAAUAACAAUAUUAGGAUUGUGUGCCCAAGCCAGAAUGGGUGGAAAUAAGAGGGAUGAGUAUUAAUGUAGCCCAGCCUUUCUUUGAGUCGCUGGCCAGAGAAAAUGUUUUCUCCCCCCUCAAGGCCCUGAAGCGCAGUCCUGCUCAGCCCCCACCCCUCUACACUUCACAUCACAUCCUCAUACCUUUUCUCCUUUGCCUGAAUCGAAUUCUUUCCCCCUGGUGGCAUUUUUUUCAAGGCAGAAAAGGGAAAAAAACUGAAGCGGUAGUUUUUCUCGUUCUAUGAUGUGACUCAAAUGAAGAAGUUAUUCUGUUAGGUUAAAGGAUGUGGUACUGCGGAGGCCCUGCAGUAACUCUGUCACACAUAAUGGUGUAAUGAUGGAGCACAUCUCCUGAUAAUAAAUCUCAGAUAUUAGUCAGCUGUGAGUUACGUAACAUAUUUGCAUAGUUUGAGCAGUGACAAAUUAGUAUUCUGUUGUUGGGAGAAUUUCUCACUCGUUUAACAAGCUCUCAGGCGUUUCUGGAAGUCCAUGUUUUAUCUCCUCAGAACAGGAAUCAUGUAAACUGAUUACAUCUGCUGUCAGUUCAGAUUGAGUAAAUGGAUUUCUAAACGCUUCUACUGAUCAUAAAUUUGUCAACGGAUAGUCAUUAAAAACACAUAUUUUCGAUGAGGUGUCAUGUGUAAGUGAAGGAGCUAUCUAUUUUCAGGUUAGUCCAUGCAGACUCCGAACAAGUUCUCCUCGACCCAAAUGAGAGGGAUGACCCGACUGUGCACCAACCUUUGCACACUAGUUCGAACUGGAGCAUCCGAAACGUGCUGCAUGCUGCUCAUUUCAUGCUCGAGAUACUCCUCAGCUCAGUCUGAGCUGAACAAAUGGUGCCUGACUGACUGACUGAGCUGAUGCUCAACUUCAGAUUUUCAAUGUGUCCAUUCCUGUAACCGUUCCCUCUCUCUCUCUCUCUGUCUUCCUCCCUGUCCGGCUGUCUCUCUCUCUCUCUCUCUCUUUCUCUGUUUCACAUGCUGACACAUAUACACACACUCGCAUUCACUCACACACAGCCAAUCUUCCCUCAGAGCCCCAGCAGCAGCGUGGCCACGCCCACCAGCACGUUAAGCACUCCAUCCAGGAGGAGUAGCUGUGCCCUGCAGGACCUCUACAUCCCCCCUCCUCCUGCAGAACCCUACACCCCCAGGUGAACACACAGUUUCACAAAUAACCCUGCCAAUCCCACGUGGAGUUUAUGACAAUUUCUCACACUCAAAGCAGCGUUUCUGCACACAUAAAGGACAAGUAUACACACAAGUAAGCUCCGUACACUUUCUUGCCAAAGGCUUGAUGUUCCUCUACAGAUUGACCUUUCGUGGUGGUGACACAAAGUGUCGCAAUGCAGCCACAAAGACAAUGGAGAAGAAGACAAACAUAGCAAGCCAGAAAACAGUGAAACAAACAAUGCAAGAUUUAGAAUAUUAAAAUAUUUAAAAGACUGGCUUCACAAGUGUUUUCUGGGGAAUGAAGAGGAUCCACAGGAUGCAGCUGAGCGUGUAAAACUGUGAAAACUUGACUGAAGAUAGUAACAAACCAAAAAAAAGUGACACCUUUUAUAUUUUGUAUCACCUGCUCGGGGGCACACUGAAAUGUCUCAACAACUAUAGAAUGGAUCACCAUGCAGCUUGACGACUUUGGCAAAUUAUAACAAUAUUUAAAAGUUAUGUUCUUGAUAAAUUAAACCUUUUUUGGAUGCUCUUAUUGUUCUUUUCACUGACCGUGCAGAGCUGUAAUGUACAUCACUAGGAAAGCUGCAGUGUAUUUCUACAGUUCGUGUUGUAGAAUUUCUUUUUGCCCUUUUUGUUUACAAUGUUUACAAUUUAAUGUGCAGAAAAAAACUGUGAUAAUUAGUGAUAGCAAAAGAACAGUCUAUUGACUUUUCUCUGGGAAGACUGGACUAGUAUCGACAAUUGUGCCAAGAAUUGUGCAUCUUUUCCCUUCUUUCUGUUUUGUUAGGUUUCACUAAUAUUCAAAUGCAAAAACACCAAUAUAGUUUUGCAGUCUGUGCAGUUUGCUCUGUGUUGCGAUUGAUAGUUAAGAUGAGCUGUGAGCAUCUCUACUCUUUGCUGCACGGAGCUGUGCUGUGCGCUCUCAUCCAGAUGACAAUGAAACCUGUCCAUUUACAGAUGAUGAGCUGAGUAGGGAGGGGACCCUUCUUAUCUUGGUUCAUUUAAAUAAAAAAUAAAAAAACAGCCUCAUGUCAUCUCUACACUUUUGGAAAAGUGCACUGCAAAAAGGGAAUUUCAAGAAAGGAAAAUAGCCUUGUAUCAAGGAAAUAAGUCUUAUUUUUUGUACAAAAAGAAUACUAAUCUUAUCAAGCAUGUUUGGCAUUAGAAAAAUUAUCUAAUUUUAAGAGAAAAUGGGUAACUUUUUUAUAAGAUAUUCCAGCUAAUUUUGAGAUGGAAUGAACCAGAAAUAAAGUAGAAAAAUGUUUUAAAAUAAAAUCCAGCGGAGCAACAAGAUCAUUCUUCUCAUUUUAAGAGUAAAACAUAUGUACAACUUCUCAAUUUAAGAAUGCCAUGAAACAAGAACAGUUGAUUUUUUUCAAUUAAGAUUUCCAGUCAUCUGAACCUGACAGAAUCUGCUGCCUCCUACAUUAUCUGACAUAUAAAGAUGUCAGUAGGCUAGUCUGUACAACACACAACAUAAUACAAUGACCAGAUGAAAACUGCAAAACAACAAAGAACAACAAAGAACAUGCUUGCUUGUGGAAUAAAAAAUAUAGAUUUAAUAAGAAUGUUUUGGUAUCUUGAUUUAAGACAACAUCACUUAUAUUUGCUGUGCUGUUUUAAGAAAUUAUGUCUUACUUGAACUACUUUCAUUCUCAUGAAUAAUCCAAGAUUAGGUGUAUUUCUUGAAGUUCAUUCAUUCAAGAGAUAUAUCAGAGUUGAGGCUAACAGAGCUACCACCUCACUGGAUCAAUUUUUGUUUAAGACAAUAAUAGCAAUGCCAAAGUAAGAUUAAUAGACUUUUUGAAUAGAUAUACACUAUGAAAGAGGGACAAUUGAAAGAGAAGAAGUUUGGCUGCAGUUCAGACCUUUAAGGUGAUACUGACAUGUCAGGAAUAAAAUACCAGUCAAUACAGUUUCUAUGUCUGUAAAGUCAGAAUAGGCCAAGUACAUGAUUCCUUCAACUCAAAACUGCUGGAAUCCAUUUCUGAUCGUGGACUAAAUAUAGAAAAUGAAAUCUUGAAUGUAUCUUUGAUUAUAUACAGCUGUUAUCAAGAGCAAACAUUAGAUGGCCCCAUUUUCAUGUGUUUUCUCUCACAUCAUUCAAGUCUUUUAUGACGUAUUCUGUCUGCUUCAUAGAGAUGACAAGGGAAACCUGCCAGGUGAUGAUUCUCAAUCGGAUGUUCAUGUCGCUGAGGGAUCUGAGUCACCAAACUCCUAUCUGGACCAGGAGUGCCGGGGACAAUUCCCUAUGGUGGAGGAGGACACCAUACUCUAUUGCUAUGAGUACGACCAGAAUCAGGAGGUCUCAUCAGUCCGCAGGGGGAGCACCCCCACCUAUGGUAAGGCCUUGACCUCGUCUGAGAGCUCCCUGCUGCCCUGACGCCAAGCGUUCACGAGACAUGUGCUCUGGAGACAUUUUAAGACGUCUAUGCGUCUUUGGCGUGAAGGUAGCUGACUAAUGUAGAUAUUAACCGUUCCUCCAGGCAGGCUCAGGCCCAUCUCCAUGCCCGUGGAAUACAACUGGGUGGGAGACAACGAAGACCUGGCCAAGCUGAAAAGAGAGAGCAGGAGAGGUGAGUGGGAGGCCGUGGGAGGGAGAGAAAAAACAGGGAGGCAUAGAAAAGAAGGGAGACAGAGAGGGACGGAGAGCAAGCUGAGGUGAGUGGGCUGAUAUCUCAUAAUAUCCUCACCCUCUCAGAUCUCUGAGCCAGGAAGUAGAGGGAUGAGCUGGCCUGUCAAAACUGAUAACAUGCUGGAUAUCAGUUCUUACCUCUAUCUCCUCCGUAUGUUCAUCAUCUUUCUCUGCUCCCCUCUCCCUCCAUCCCUUUCUUCUUGCUCUCAGCUGUGCGUUUCUUUCUGUUUGGAUAUAAAAAGUACACUGUUGCUUUGGCAACCGUGGAGAUGCAUCCAGAGAUUUUCACAUUUUGUUGGGGACUGUCGAGAAGGUGGUGAAUGGAGUAGGAGGGAAAUGAUUUGCUUUAUUUCAGCCUCAAAGAAAGAUUUGAGUGAUGUGUUUGUUUCCUCUGGGGACAAUGGUGAUAUGUUGCUCCUUUGGGCUGUUUUCAGAAAAAGUGAUGAUGCUAUAUUUAUCUACAAGAGGCCGUAUUUGGGAGUUUGAGGGCCUCCUGCCUGACAACAGUCUUCUGCUGAUGAUUAUUAAUGCUUUUCAAACAGGAGGUCUUUGAAAACAUCAGUAUUCACUGUUCUCACACAGUCAUCAUUAAAUCACAGACAGCUCAUCGCUCUUACAGUAGAUUACACAAAGUUUGAUCGUGAACGAUUGCAGCAGUUAAUAUGUGAUUAGAAGUCCUGGGAUGGGUUGGAAAUUACUCGCUCUAUUAAUCAGGAUGUAUUCCCACAAGAACAUGGGAGUAUGUGAUUAUUCAGAUGCAUUUUUGGCAACUUAUUUGAGCAAUAUGCUGGAGAAAUUAACGUUUGAAAAUAAUGGUGUUUGAAUUAAAAAUGUUGUGCCGCUCUGAGAUUCUCUUCUGUUGUGUCUCGUCAGAGAAUUCCCUGCUCCGUUUUGCAAGUGAAGAUAAAGCCCCGGGGGAAGACUUCCUGCUGGGACGUAGUCUGAGUCAGAACAGAAGGAAGACAGAGAGAGGAGCCAGUCCCACACAUUACACACUUGUCCCCGCCCUACAGAUGGAAGUCCCUCUGUCCACAUCCAGCUCGGACUCAGCCUCCCUUUACCAUGUUAGUCUCAUAAAAUCACAUUUUUCUGCUCUAAACCAACAAAUCAAUCCUUUGUUUGUAAUGACUCUUUUUUUCCUUUAUUUUGCAGGUGUUUGAAAGAUCCUCGCUGCUCUCCCGGUCAAAGAAGAAGAGUAAAGGUAACCUUUAACUCAGGUGCUCUGUUCACUCAAACCUAACAUGAACAGGUGUUACUAUAAGAGUGUUGUUGUUUCAUCUUUUUGGGGGUUUUGCUUCCCUGCUGGUGUUUUGCAGCUGGUAGUCCCUUGUCGUCUAUCAGUAAGCGGAGGAUUUCCUGCAGGGACCUGGGCCAGGGUGACUGCGAGGGCUGGCUGUGGAAGAAAAAAGAUGCUAAAACUUAUUUCUCGCAGAAGUGGAAGAAGUACUGGUUCAUCCUGAAAGACACAUGCCUGUAUUGGUACAUGAAUGAGGAGGUGAAUAUGGGAUUUUGAAAUCCACAUCAUGAAGCUUUUAUCGAUGAUAAGAUAAGUAAGUUAUUGAUCCCCGAGCAGAUUAAUAAAGCCAUGAUUUAAUGCUGCUUUUUCUCUCCGCAGGAUGAGAAGGCAGAAGGUUUUGUCAGCCUCCCAGAAUUUAAGAUUGAUCGUGCCACUGAAUGCAGAAGGAAAUAGUGAGUGCUGAAUUUUACAAACACACAAAAAAUUGAAAAUGAUCUUUCCUAUCAUUAGCAGUUCACAUGGAUUAUGUUGAGGUGAAUUGAGGCCUCAUGUCAAAACUUUCAGUCUUUAGGGAGCCGGUUUGCCUCACAGUUCAAACACUCGCUCCAUAUACAGACACUGUAAUCCGCGUUGCAGCAGUCCCUACUUCAACUUCCUGAUGUGAUCCUACACUGCCUACCUUCCCCCUCUCUCUUCCCCCCACGUUUCCUGUCUCUCUCCAGCUGUCCUAUCAUGAAAUGAAAAAACCGCUCCGAAAAUAACUCCGAAAAAGAUCCAAUCUCAUAGAACCCAAACAACAACUUUCACUUUAUGUUGGAUUCUUACAUCUCUGCUUUGUGCUGAAUAUAAAUGCUAAUUUUAGGGUCUGAAGGCGUCCUUGUUAUUUUCAUUCUCUCGUUUUCUUUUGCUCCGUACAAAUAGACAGAAAGUAAUGUGACUAACCUUUGUAAUAUUUAGAGAAGCUUACGUAGAAAAACCACAAAGGAGGGUGGUGGGUGAGAUUGGGGUCGUCAUUGAUUCAUGAGAGGGGCCUUCAUACUGAACAGACAGUUUUUCCUGCUGAUGUUUUGUUCGGCAGUUCUUAAGCAAAUGUCUUUCUUUAUACAAUAAGCUUUUAAGAAAGUAGCUAUGAGCAUUUAUGAUGAGUCUAUUGUUUAGUAGUGACUGAAAUACUUGCACAUAGAGGUUGAAGAACUUAAGCGAACAUUGGUUUACCUGUCAUAAUGCUGUCUCUUAACCUCUUGAUCCAGGGUUGUUCACAUGAACACACACAGUGACUCAGAUUCUCAAACAGCCUCCGAAAGUAGUUUAUCUGCUCAUGCAAGGUCUUGCUGUUUUUGCAUGUGUCUGAAUUACUGUAUAUAUGAUUAGUACCAGUUUAUCUUGACAGGCUUCUGUAUUUAUAUGUAAAUGUGCGCUUUCUGCCCCCCUCUUGUGCCUACAUCCGAUUAAACAAACCCUCGAUUCCCUUUCAGUGCUUUUAAGGCUUGCCAUCCGAAGAUAAAGACCUUCUACUUUGCGGCGGAAAAUGUAGACGACAUGUCCCGGUGAGUUCAUGAGAGGCUGUGACUGUAAACUCCCCCCAAACCCACGUGUGGCCACAUUUGAAUGCUGCUUGCCGACGAUUGAAAAUCCCCUCCUCACCUUACCUGACCACCCACUCUCCUCAAAAUUGAGCAGUUUGGUGAAAUAAUUACCGCACUCCUCCCACGCACACAAACACACUCAUAAGCACAAAAUGAUGUAACGGAUGUCAAACUGCUGUGCGUCAUGGCUGUGAUUCUUUCCCACAGGUGGCUGAGUCGUCUCAGUAUGGCUGUAGCUGGAUACUCAGAGCAGGAGAAAUUUUGCCAUGACCAAGGUGAGAUUAGUCACAGACUCUGUCUGUGUUCAUGUCUGUGUUCUUGUGAGGGAUAUCUUUGUCUUUUUCUGGUGCACUUUUACAUAAAACUGUUGACACUACACAAAUAAUCUUGCUGUAUACUUGAAGAAAUAUAUAGAUUUAUGUUGUACCAAAUGCAUAGGUAGAAACAUCACUGUUUGCUGUCUAAAGUUUUUCCCCAUCUGCUCCAUUUUUAAACUUGCUGUGAACAAGAAGCUUGGGCUACGGGCCCUGUAAUUUCAAAACGUAAAUCUAAUCAGCAAACUGACUCCCCGUUGAAAAUGUCUUCAGAAAAAAAUAAUGUUUACCAAAUGGUAGAUUGAAGAAUUCAUAAUUCAUUAUUUGACCUGGAAGCUUCAACCCUCUAUUUGGAAUUUUUGGAUGUUUAGGAAAUAUAUCAAAAUAUAUAUGAAUGCAUCUUUGUUUCUGUUAAGCAAAGAAAGACAUUCAACAUUAAGGUUGAAUAUUUCUAUUUGGUUUCUUUUUAAUAGUUGAAUUUCAGAUGAAGUAAUCAACUGCAUGAUCCAGAGGGAAACCUUUUUUUAACCUGUUUUCACAAGAUCAUGAAUAAGUGGCACAUUUGACUGUUUAACACUAAUCACACAUGUGAUAGAUAUAGUCAGCAAAAGAUAAGAGGUAUUAUUUUGUCUACAGGGGGCACCAAAGUGCACAAAGUAGAAGUCCUUCAACAAAACAUAAAACUUAAGUCAGCUCUCACCUUUGAAAACCUAUAUCUUGAAAAAUUUUACGAGUAGGCUUGUUGACAUGUAGUUGAUUUGAUAUCAAAUCAGUUUGGCUGAAUUUUUAAAAAGUGGUUCUAACUCUUCCUUUUAGCAUUAAGACUCUUCUUUUUGGUAUUUUUUUCAGGCAAAAAUACAGAAUUUAAAUUCAUCAAUACAUCAAAAUAGUGUUUUGAAACAAGUCCUUGGGGAAAAAUUUUACAACACAUUUCCAGAGGACUUUUGACAACAGUCCUCUUCACCUGCACUUCACAUUUAAUUCAAGCGUCGCUGCUUUGAGCUGAAUAUAAAUGCUAAUUUUAGGAGCUGAGGGCUUAUUAUUUCAAUGUUCCGGCAUUUUUUGGCAUCCUAAAAUGGACAGGAAAUAUUGUAACUAUCCAGGAAAGAAACUCAGCACACGUCAAGUGGGUGUUGGGUGAGAUAAGGUUUUGUCGUCGGUUUGAUGACGAGGGGGCUUCAUACUGCACAGACAAGUUGCUAAAUUGGAUCCUUAACACCUCCAGAAGACUUAACAGGAAGUUCUCACUUCUGAGAUUCCUCCUUCUUCACACUCAGCCUCAACAGCAGUCAGACGCGGACUUCACACCUACACCACACCGACGCUGCAGCUACACCUUUCAGAAUCCUCAUGCGUCAUACACAGUGAUAAUCUUUGAGACCUAAUGCAGGAGUGAGAGAGUGAAAGCUGUUAUAAAAUGUGGAUGUGUAUGAUUUCUGUGCACCCUAAGUUCUCAUCGUUUAUUAUGAGCCUUAUUCGAGUUCAGGUUGUGAAGCAAAUUGAAGCCAUUUUCACUGGCGCAGCCAUCAAAGGUCUCCUUUCAGCUGCAUUUGAAAGAAUUUGUUUUUUAUUCUGCUGUAGAAAAAUGAACAUGAUACUCUUUAUUCAUGACAGAUUACUGGAGUGAGAGUGAUCAUGAGGACAUGGAGAUGCCCUCUAUGCCCAAACAGGACAGUCCUCCACCCCCUUAUGACACCUUCCCCAGAGCAUCCUCAGUGAGUCUGUCACAUUAAAAAGAUAGAUGUCAUCCCAAGGGCACAAACCUGUCCACUUUACCGACUAAACCACCUGUCUUUGUGUAGGUGAGUCCCUACCUGGAACCGAAACGUGGCCAUCUCUCCUCCUCCGACACAUUCCAGUCCCGCUCCUCUCAUGACGAUUUCCACUCUGAGACUCUGGACGGCAGCGGAAACAACAACGGCAUCUCUCCAGGGCCGAAGUCGAGCAGCCAUAGAAACUCCUGGCAGGACCAGAUGGAGAGUAAUGCCCGGAUGCACUAUCUGCAGGCGUUUCCUGUAGAGGACAGCCUGCUCUCCGAGGACAGGGACCAGGUAGCGAUGGAGUACCGCAGACAGUCCACCCUGCCAGCACAGCGCAGCCUGCUGCAGGAGCAGUACAGGGCUCUACCUCUGCCGCUCAGGGCCAGCAUCGACUCAGACACAGGAGGGAAACCCCGCAGCUUCACCCUACCAAGAGACAGUGGGCUCCACGCCAUCCUUGCUGCCACCGCCACAGCAUCAGAUCAGUGGGAGCCCCAGCACUACCAACUGGAGCGGCCCAGGGACACUGGUCAGAAUCAGAGCUCUUAUGUCUUUACAUGUUUGACAAGCACAGAAAUUUAAAGAAAAAAACAAACAACAAGCACAAAGGUUUAAAGAAGGCUGACAGUAAACUUGAAGCAAAUUAUUGAAGUAAUUUAUUCAAAAAACAUUCAUCACUAACAACUCUGAUUACCGCUUAAAUAUUUAAGUGGUCUUUCAAACUGCAGUGGGUUAGUUAAUGUAAGUAUUUCUGCACCUUUCCUCGAAAACUGGAUAAAUAAAGAGAAAACUCAGACAUGGAUAAUUGGAAAUAUGUUUUUAAGAUUAUUAUCACUCACUUGUUUUAGGGUUGAUGUAUUCUAAAAAGGCACUUGCAGAUAUGUUGAAAAGCUCUGCUAGCUUUUCAAUAAUGUUAAUCACCAUAAGAUUAGAAGAAAUAGAUGAACAACUUUCAGAUUUUAUUUUUAAACAUUUUUAUAAACCUCAAUUUGAUUUUUAUUUCACUCAUUGAUAUUAAAAGUCAUUUUUUCCAAGUGUCCUGGUCAAGAAAGGCGGCAGCACUGUAACAAAGUUUCAGACAAACAAUGAAGCUGCAACAAACACGUAGUAAUUUAAAUAUGAUUAUGAUAAAUGGAAGACAGCUGUAAAUAAAUUUAUUAGACAGAUUUGGUUUGGUUUGGUAGCUUAGACUUUUCAUCUCCAUAGUAAAUACGUUGGUGAAAAAACACUAAUAAGAUAAAAAUCCCUGCUAUGUUGUUAAAAAGCAAUGAAAAGUUUAAUCUUAGGAGUGCAUGUUGAUGAAUUUAAAGAUAAAUAAAGAAGUCAUUAUCACUGACUGCAGCUAAGAAUAACCUGCUCCUGGUUCGAGCUUUGGCAACUUUACAUAUUACUGAAUUUUAUAUUUAAAAAAAUAAAAAAGAGAAAAGACCGACACUGCAGUCCAAAACACAAGCUUUCUCAGCUGCUCCUAUUCCGUCUCAACUUUGCAUGCAGUACAUUGUUGGGUAGUAUACUUUCUACUUCAUCAGAAAAAUUGCAUCUUGAACUUUGAUCCUCUUUUAUGCACCCGUCACAAUCUGUAGCCCAUCAGUCUCAGCUCCCUCUACCUCUCGGAUGAAAUGACAUGUUUUCAGCUGUGCAAAGGAUUAUGGGUCGGAAUGGCCAGAGAGGCAUGUUGACUUGCAUACUGCAGAGAAGGACAAUGGAAAGUACAACAUCCAGAAAGACAGUAUGCUGAUUUUGACACACAACUAUUGUGAUACUUUUUUUUUGCCUGGCAUAUUUUAUCAUAAUGUAGAAGUUGAGGAUCCGUCAUCAUUCAUUUAAGGGAAUAAGAAAAAACAGGUAUUGUUUAUUAUAGCAAAGGUUUCUUCUCCUGUUCUGAUCAAACUGCUAAAAAGAAAAAAGCUUGUGAGCCUUUGCUAAAGAGCUUUGAUUGAGAGGAAAGUGCCGCACAGUGAACUAUGGUGUUUUCUCAGUCGGCCCCUCUGCAGUCCACUGUUACAUGCAGAUCAGUUUUUCCCAGUAUAGUCUUGAGCGAGUCAGCCUAUUUGUCAUUGGUUAUUUCAUUAAAGCUGCUAACAUGCAGUCAGAGCCAGCAAAUGUCAGGGGUUGAAUAUGCGCUAUUAUUGCUUUAUUGGAUUGGAUUUGCAGCCAGCCCAUUUUCAGCCCCUCUGAGACCUCCAGGGCAGUUGUCUAAGUGAGAUGAAAUUUAGUGUCUUAUUUGAUCGUGAUUUAUGCUGGCAGUCCACUCUCUCUUACACACUCACGCUCACUCCUUCUCUCUCUUUUCUUGUCUCUCUCUUGCUCGAUCGAGAUGUCACUGUGCCUCUCGGCAGUGUUUGAAUGGUGGAGCGAGGAGGAAUCCUUUCAGCCCAUGUUAGUGUUGAAUCCUGAACAGGAUAAAGAAGCAGGCCUAGGGGUCCUUUCUUCUUGUCCUCAUUUAUCUAGUGCUAGUGCGAGUGCACCGUUCAUUCUCUCCACCACUGCCCGUAAAGACAAGAAAGGAGAACAAAACAGGCGACAAAUAAAGCAUGAUAGGUUUCAAAGCACAGCCCCAAAGCUUCAAGACAAACCACCCUACUUCCAAAACACAAAAUAAAGAGACGGCCAACAUAGCCAGAGUCCUGGUGUAGUUUUAGUUUCAUGCCAACAGAGGGCAGUGUGAGUAAACAUGUGAAAAGUGGAGCCCUGGCAGUUUUUGAGAAAGAAAUGAAUGGCGCAGUAAGAAUUUCAUUUUUCUUGAAGACUUAACUGUAAUGAAACGAAGUGCUCUUUGCAUGAGUUAUGCAUUAAAAGAAAAAUGAACAUGCAUAAUGUGAGCCUAUUAAGAAAUCUGCAUAUUACUAGUCUGAGAAUAGGAGGGGACAAAGUCUGCAAUGGUAUAAUGAAAAAAAGAAGUAACAAAGGAAAACAAAUUGGAGGAAAAUGUUACAGAGAUAAGUUUGUAUUCAGGUUUCAACAAGUGAAACACAGAGAGGUUGUUCAAGACUUCUAAUGUAUAAAAUUGUUUUUAUGAAAAUUAUGCUUACCUUUAAAAUUCAGUCAGAUUUAUUGUAAAAAAAACUUUGAUGUCUUUGAAAAUAAAAAGACUAGUUAAAUUUACUAUAAAGCACUAUUCAGACGAAGCAACUCACAGAGUCAGAAACAAAGUAUAAUAUCAAUGGAAUUUAAAGAAAUACGUCAUGAAGCAAAAAUAAACUAAAAUGUAAAAUAGAGUAAAAAUAAAAAAACUUUUAUUUUGUUCUGUGAAGAGGUUUUGUGCCCUUUUGUCUUACUGUUAAAGUUACUGCCAAUAGAGUCUCACCUUCCUAACAAACACAGAUUCACCUGCUGGUCUUGCCUUGAAAAAAAUAUUGUAGAUAACCAUCUGACCUUAAUAUGAAUCCUCCUAAAAAGGGUGCUUUCAUGGGUUAAAAUGUAGCUGAAAAUUGACGCUGAAAAAAAAAAAAAACACUCAAAGGCAGGCUGUUGCACUUGCAGAAAAUAAAAUUGCUCCUGUUUAGAUGGCAAAAUAUCGUAGAAAUAGCUGGUGUGCUGCAGCCCACACGGGCCUUCAUCGAUGCUUCAUCAGCAAGCUGAGGAAUGCCUGUGUAGGCUGCAACAUGUAAACUGUUUACUAGACAUUUUGCCAUGUUAUCAUUCUUAUUAUUAUUAUUAUUAUUAUUAUUAUUAUGUGAUCAAUCGUUAGUGACUUGCCUUCAAAACAAAAAAAUAGAUAUGAAAUGAUUUGAUGAUGAAGAUUCGGUAACAGAAAAUUCCAAUUAUUUAAAUUACUGAUUAAACAAAUUAAAAGAAAUGGUCAACAUAUUUAAUUUCAUAUUGAAUCAUAUAUGCAUGGCAGUAUUUUAACUUGUAAUGAAGUGUCUUUGCUGUGUGAUCUCAGUGGUUUGACUGAAGUACACAAUUCUAGACACUCAGUCUACAUCUUUUUGCUGCGCACAAACGGAGCUUCAUUUCAGUUCUUGCAUGUGGCCUGAACCCACUUAAACCCUGGCACUCUCAUCAAGAAACAAAUUCAUCAGAAAAACUCAACAGCUACAUUUCUUUCCAGGAAAAUGUCAGUCAGGAUAAUCCACUGACCUUGCUGUCAGCUUUAUUUUUGAGUCACUUCGCCAGCCACUUGUUAGCUCGGCUCUCUGCCAUUUCCUGCUGGGCAGGUAACAGUCAGUUUGUGUGAGUGUGUGGGCAGAGACAGUCUGCCUACAGGUUUGUGUGUGCUGGAUUAGUGAGAUAUUCACUGCUAACAUGACCGUGGAGAGGUUUAUGUCUAUGAAAUGUAUUUGUUAUGUUGAUAAUGAAUUUUCUUUUUAAAUCCUCAUAUUUUGUACCUCAGUUUGGUGUAAAAACUGUUGCUUUCUGUCUCUCCAGGCCGUGGACGAGAUUGCAGGAUGCAGGCAGACUCUCUGGGAGAUCUGUAUAGAGCUCUGGAGCAGACCAGCCUGUCCACCUCAGCUGAUCACAGAUCAGCCAGCCGCCUUGAAUAUAAGCGCUCAUUUGUCCGCCGAGUCAACGACCCCCUACUCAAUGACAAGCUUCAUCGCCUUCGGGUCCUCAAUAGCUCACUCAAGGUAUAAAAACUCAUCUUUGGCCUAAACAUGCUCCCACAGAGGUGUUUAAUAACUCAUUACUAACAACUAACUGAGAACCUAUUUUUCCCACAGAAUGUCCCUCUUCAAGACACUCACCGCUCUUUGGGUUACUUAGGCUGAAGAGCGUUGUGUCGAUUCAACCUCAAACGUAUUGCCUCCGCCUGUGCCUCACACAGUCGACAUCCCUCCGCUGGAGAUAAAAGGCACAACAAACCCUCUUCCCCCUGCUCAGCUCUACAAACCCUUUGCUUUUUCCUGCUGCCUCAACCUCACACACAGAGCAGGAGCACAAAGACUUGUUCUCCCUCUGCGCCAGAUCUCUCUAUCUCCCUCUCUCUCUCUCUUUAGAUAUAUGUAUUUAAUAAUAGGGCUGUUACAGAAGGCAAAAAAGAGUCCUGAUUGAUCAAAUUUCUCUUAGACUCACAGGGUUUAUGACAGGGUUUAAGCACUUUGCAUUUGUGUCCAAAAACUUGUUGAAGAGCUUUGUAAAUCAUUGCUCGCAUGCAUGGCCACCUCCCCUUGCUUCUGUUUUGAACAUAAUGCUGGAGUUGUGUACGACUGCUCAGUAGGCAGAAGUUAUUUUGGAUGUACACAACAUUUUGUUAAGCAUGUGUUUCUGAUUUAAAGGUAUGUUUGUUCCAUAAGUGUACAGGAUGUUGAACAUUUAUAUAAAUAUUUAAUAUUACAUCACUACAGUGUCCACACAACGUUUUGGGGUACUUAUACAAAUUGUAAAUCAAGUGCUGUGCCUCAGUGAUUGUGAAUGUACAUUGUACUUUUCAAAGAAAGACAAGAGAUGAUACAGGUAGGGAGCUAUUUCUCGAAACAGGAGCACAAAAAUAGAACGCUUGGCAAUAAUGAUAACCAGUAUUGUAAAUUACAAAAGAAUGAUCAGAAUAGAUGUCUAUUUUUGUAUGCAUGCUACCUACCUAAUUGUUUGUAAAUCAGUUUUGUAUUUCAAAGUGCGUUGGUCUGGAGAAUUCCUGUGUUGACCCCCUCACCCCACCAUCACUUUGUGUUUUUAAGACUCAUUUUACUAUUUCACCCUGAAAGUGUUGGCCACAAAGAGUUAUAGCUGUAUUUAUUAAGUGUUUAAUGUACAAGCAUGCUUUGUGAACUAAAACACAUUACCAUGCCAUUUGAAAUUGACUGACAUUGCACAAGUGUGCCGCAUUGUAGCUCCAUGACUUUUUUUUUUAAAUUGAAUAAAGUAUUGCAUGGGCACACAUAAGCACCAUUGUUACCUGAUUUUUUUCCCCUCACAGUCACAUUUAAGAAAGUAUUUUUAGGGGGAAACUUCUCCAACUAUAAAGCUCAACUCAACAGGAAAAAAUGCUAAUGUGAGCCUCAGGCACUGUCAUACUGUAAGAUGUAUAAAAUUAAACAGUAGAGGAUUACUGGUAGAAAGAGAGUGCUACUUGGGCCCAUAAACUCAUAUGCAAAAACACAUUUUUAUUCUUUUACAAACAGUAAAUCUGUCAGGGUGAACCAGAAAUAAAUCAUUCAAUCACUAUAAGCUCUUAUGAUAAAUGUAAAAGAAGAAAGAUGAUGUCGAGAAAAAAAGUUGUUUAAUUAUGUGAAACAUGGUCUAAUAAAAAAAGAAAUGAUGCUUUAAAGUGUAGAUUUGUUACUUGUGUUUUUAAUAAGUAAUCAGCAAAAGUCCCACAAAUGAAACAUGCAGAUCUCAUCCAGUGAAAUGUUUAACAAGAGAUUAUUACUGUUUAUGCUGAGGGAUCAGUUUCAUCAUCAGAGCACAGAGUUAAUGAACUACUUUUCUUGUGUCAUUCUUAUCAAUUUUAACACAAAUUUCACUUUUCUUGCAUGCUUUGCUCAAUGAACUCCCUUUUAAUAUUUUUAAUCGUAAUCUGAAUACAUUCUAAAAACUUUUUUUUGCUUUUGAUAAAACAUUGAAAAACAGAACAACUUGAUUUGUCUUAUGAUACUUCGUUAUCAACAUUAAAAAGUAAUUCAGAAGAACAUCUACAUGUUCUUAGUUGCAUUAGAUUUACAUUCUUUCAAGUAUCUCUAUUUUCUUAGCUCCUCACUUCCAGCAGACUGAAACGAGUUUGUAUAAUGUUUAAUUUUAAGAGAGGAUUACCUGAAAAAAAACAACGUAUUCAUACAUCACAGUGGAUAGUUUGCAUUCAGCGUCCCAAAAAGGUGACAAUGACCAUGAUACAGGUAUGUUUGAAUAAGCAACAUGUUCCAUUUAGAAAAAAAUGUGUAUAACAGAAUUAAAUCCAGUGACCUGAAAGGUUAAGACAGACUUAAACUCAGGGAUCACAUGAACAUUGUUAGAGCUUCGACCUGGUAAUGAGAUAUUAACAGGACACGAACUCAGCUCUGUUUUUCAUGGCACUGUGCGGUUGAUAGAGUUAAUGUAAGGUUAAUGUGAUUAACAAACAGAGUAAGACAGAAGAUUCAGCAGGACACGGGUUUACAACAGUCUUACACAAACAGGACUCAUUUUGAAAACAUAAUAAUGACACUGCUCUUUGCUACUUAGUUCCUAUCCUCCUUUUUCUACUGAAAAGCCUGAACAGUGGCACCCUUAUAUUUUUGAUACUUAAUCCAUAAAUAGCUGGGUUAAGAAUGGGUGGAAAAAUCAAAAAGUACACGGAUAGAAACAGCUGGGUUUGGUAAGGCAAGUGGCGAAUGUUAAAUCGACUUUGCGCAAUUUCAAGAAAGCAUCCAAUUGAGUAGUUGACUAUUGAUAGCAGGUGGGGCGUGCAGGUUCGCAGAGCUUUGAGUUUGGAUUUGCUGAAUGAUACCACACAUAUCCUCAGGAUUUGUGCAUAUGAAUAAAAAAUCAUAACAAGCUGUGGAAUUGCGUACAGAGCUACACUUAGCAGGCCAACUAUGUUGACAAUAGAUGUGUCAGUACAGGCAAGUUUUACCAAUAAGUAAUUCAUGCAGUAAACCUUUUCUAUUGUUCUGUCACAAAACCUGAGCUGAAGAGUGAAAAUCAAAACAAGAAGAAAGGCUAGAAAUGGAUAAAGCCAGGUGAAAACAAUCAGUUUAACAACCCUCUGUGACAUGAUGGUGUGAUAGAGCAGUGGAUAACAAAUAGCCACAUAUCUGUCAUAACUCAUUGCUGCAAGAAUUGUGAAUUCAGUAAUGGCAUAUGUGUGAACAGCAAAGAUCUGUGUCUGACAAAGAGGUAAAGAGAUCUCAUAUGAGUGUGACAGAAGGUUGCUGAGUAAUGCUGGCAGUAAAGCUGUGCUCCCAUACAGACCAUUCACUGCCAAGUUACACAGCAAAAAAUACAUCGGCUCAUGCAAAGUCUUCUCAUAAUAAACCACUCCAAUCAAAACUACAUUUUCAAUAAUAAUGGUUAAGUAUAUCAUGAGGAAUAUGCAGAAGUACAUUGGCAUCAGAUCAUUCAUUCCAAUGUAAGGAGACAGGUAAAAAGUCGUCACUUCAGAGAAAUUUUUCAUGCUGACACACAUAAAUUGUACAGCAUCCCAUGAAUACACAGAACAGUUUUCACUCUGCUACACAAACUGAAAGGAAACAGGCUUUACCUCUGUGGGAAUUUCUCCUCUCAAUCAGUAUUUAACUGCUCUUUUAUACCCUCAACAUGAGUUCCCCUCUGACAUGCCGAUCAUGUGGUUUCACCUGUGACAAGUCCCUCAGUCCUCUCACAUUGGGGUGUGGAUUUCCACGAGUUCAAUUUUGAAAACAAAUGCAAAAGGCAUCCUGAUUAACAUUGUUCUAAAAAGUGAAGACAAUGGCAGAAAGUAUAAAACUGUCUUCAUUUUACACUGCAAUUGAUCAGAGGUAAUAAUAUAGAUAGCUGACAUAAAUGCCAAAGAUUUUUGGAAAACGUGUGUUCAUAAAGAAACAGUAUCUUUAAUGUGACAGUGUUGUGUCAGACAAGACUAAUCCAUUUCAUUCUGUUCCCACCUUUGCACUUGAGAAGGUAUUAACCUUUUUUUUUUAUUCAAAUAAAUUCAAUUCAAUUUAUUUCCAAGUACACUUUUAGUUUUUAGUUUUAGAUUUUAGAUUUCACAGUCAGUGACGAGAGACAGGAACACAAAUGAACAUUUAGAGUAAUUUGAUUGAUCAGGGAUUUGUUGGUGGUGCCUUGGGAAUCCUGCAGAGGGGUCACGCUCCACUUAGGGAAGAUUUAUCCCUGUGGUUUUUGUCAUUCUGUAUGUAAGCGACAUUUCCAGUAUUUAAGAUGAUCAUUUUCCACGGAGCUCUGUACACUUAAGGAAACUCAUUCUUGAUUUCAUAUGAAAUGAAUAGUGCUGGUUUAUUGCUCAUAAAGAUUUGGCUAGUUGAAACACCUGUGGUAAUGUUUAUGUGCCUUUAAAUCGGUCCAUCUUGACCAUAUUCACCAGGAGUGAAAGGAUGCCAAGCCAAAGUCCACUCUUGAAAGAAUGGUGGGUCCACACAAAUGGUCAGGUUUAUAAGCUUUACUGAUUGCAGAUCUGGGUUACAUCUCCAGCAUGCAUCAAGAGUAACAAAGACUGGCAUGAUAUGGUAUACGGGAUCAGGUAUAUACAGCUGCCCACUCUGUUAGACAGUCCAGUACCAAAAUAUCUGAGGUCUUCCAAGUUACACACCCUAUUUACCUUAAAUGGUUAAAAUUCAUCCUAACAAGUAGUGACCGUGUCAGUGCCCCCAUCUAAUGGUAUUAACAAAAUCUUAAGGUAAAUUUUUCUGAAAGCCUAGAGCUUAUGAGUUGUGACGUGUUAGCUUACAUUUUUUGAGAAAGGGCAGAGACUUUGAACUCUAGUUUUCUCAGACAAUGCAUUAAAAUAACGUCAUUUUUUCUUGGUAAUUUGGGAAUUCUUUGGAGAAAAUGUUGGCUAAUCUGCGAUGUUAACACGAGGUAGGUUGGGGUACCUAGAUGCAGACUUACACACAGAAGCAGGUAAGCGGAAAAGCUUUACUUGGAAAAGCAAACAGUAGAAAUCCAAAUCUCUCUAGCUGCAAGGAAAAAGCAAGAACCAAAAGACUCGGAGGUUAAAUAACACUUAAUGAAUACAUUUCACAAUCCCUGACGUCUUUACCGGACAAAGAACUGUGACAUUCUGGCGGCAGCCUACUGCGAGCUCCCCGUGUAAACACCCCGCUGAUAGCUGAUCUGCCUCAGCUGUGAACUCAGCAGGAGCUUCAUUAUUAGAGAGCACACAGGUGUGCUGCUCUUGUGACCACUGGGAGAGCAGAAACAAACAGUGUAGAAAUGAAGGCGAGUUAGAAUAACCUUUCGCUGAUCGUGCAGAUGUAACGCAUUUUCUCAGGUUCUAUCUUUUCCGAACUCUAACUUAAAAAUUUUAAGUCAUCCGUUCACUUUAUACUGCAGCUUUUGACUAUGAGGGUACCAGAACUCUGUAUUUAACGGGUCCUGGAGCCAAAUGAGAUCACAUGUACACAAGCUAAACCCUUUAGUUUUAAAAAUCAAGCUAAAAUAUUAAAGUUCUCUGUGACUGUUACUGAAGGUACAGGCUAAAACCUUCAGGUGAUGAAUCACAUCAGGAGAGCGGAGGCCAUAUAGGAUAUGUACUGUAUGCCUUUGAAUUGGUUUUCAAGUUCUAUUUAAAUGGAUUAAUAGACAGAGUCAGUGUCACAUAGCUGGUGGAGGGGCAUCUGUGUCAGAGAAAACCAUCCUUUCUCCCAGUCUGCAAAGCUGCAAACCCCUAGAUUUUAGACCCUGAUGCAACAAGCCGUUACAAGUCAUCACUGUCAUCUGACAAAGUUGAUAUUGAUUAACUAAACAGGAUAGGAUUGGUUUGUUGUUUGUUUGUUAUAAAAGACUACAAGAGACUAACAUUUUUAGUUUUGGUUGACACCUUGUGCACUGUAAUGGUAAAAAUAAGGACAUGUCCGCAUCAUUGGAGUUUUACAGGUUUUACAUUUAAAGCAUUUCUUAUAGAUAUUGGUGCUGCUGCGAUCUUUUUUUAACCCUGUAAUUAAAUGCUGUACACUUUUCACAGCUAAUUAAUGUAACACCAAAUUUUGCAACACAUAAACUUCAAAGUAGGAUAUGAAAGACUUAAUAUGAGGUAAUAAAUAAGUUCCCAAAUAUAUGUAGGUUCCUCAACCCCAAUAAUGGUGGGUGUAACUUUUAUCUGCUUGAUGAUUUGAUCCCCUUGCACUUGCAUGAUGUGUAUAAAACCAUCUCCUGUUUUCAAAAAAACACAAUUCUACUAGGAGUUUUUUUCAUCCCUAUACGCUUGGGAAUUGUGUUGUCAAUGAGACCAGCCUCUGCUACAGUCUCCAAGGGAAAUUACUCCCAGGGGAGGAUCUGGAUCACAACAGUCAAGAACAGCCCAAAAAACCUGGGCCACCCCCAACAACCAGACCAGUGGGGUGUGCUCAACUGAGUGUCUAAUGAUCAGGCUCUCAUUCUAGUGAGCCCAUGGCCAGGCUCACUUUUAACAUGAUUUAUUUGAGGUUUCCACAUGAGUGUAUAAUCAAUGAUCACACCCAUUUACUUUCACACAACUUCUUUUUAUCAAUAUCAAUAUCAAUAAGUUUUUCCUGAGUUUUGAUGUAGAAUUACCAAAGAUUUUAAACUUCUAAACCAUUUUAAACCAAACUUAUUAUAUGCUUUUUAACUAAUUCAAUUAUAGCUUUCCACUGUAUGUAGAGGCUGUUUUAGAUUUUUCCCAGAGCAAUAAAGAUUUGUAUCAGCAAGUAAAACUUUGAUGCGAACUGGCCUAAUAAGCUGAAUGAAGUUUGACCCGUCAGCAAAUGCUAAGUUUUAGUAAAACUUUAUCUCAAUUCACAGAAACCUCAAACAUACAAAAGCUGUGUAGAGUUUUUUGGUAUAAGUAGAGGAGUGUGUGUUUGCACAGAAACACUGAACUCCUGCAUCACGCAUCCUUGUGUAGCUUAAUAAUGUUAACCUAUUUCUUGUCGCUCAAAUUCAGCUGUUUCAACUUUCCGCUCUUUACAGGCUUUAAGUGCCUCUCCACAGCUGGAUAUGCAGUUUUCCUUUGCGUUAUUGAUGUAUUUUCAGCACCUUUACUUUUGCGUUCUGCUUUACAUUUUUUCCAUAUGUGGCAUGUUUUUGACGUUAUAGUUGAAACUUUUUGUAUUUUCGGCUUUGUAUAUUUUCUGAAUUUUAAGUCUUUAAGUUUUCAGUAAUUGCAGUGAGAUUGCCCUUUUGAUACAUAGUUAUACAAGAUGAUUUAGGUUUAUUUGAGCAAAAUAUAGAAAUCCAAAACAGGCCAAGAUAUAUCAAAAUGAAUUAUUUAUUUCUCUCUGGACAUGAACUACUGAACUUACUCCUCCAUGCAGCCUUUGCUGAGUUGUAAUUGAGUUUGGCAUCACACUGUGAACUUUUUUUUUUUUUGCAAAAUAAAGGCCUAUAAAUGUCUAAAAUAUAAUAUAUUUAGAGGUUACCAAUUCAAACAUGUUUUUUUCCUAUGAUAGCCGAUACACCAUAAAUAGUAAGUUUUGUUGGUAUUUUUAAUCACUGUAAAGGGUUGUUUAAAAAAUGGUUAUAGUCAGCAAUAGCCUGCUCUGGUUGAAAGUGUGCAUACAAAGACUUCACUGUAAAACCUGCAUGCAAUCUUUUUCCAUAAAAUGUUUAUUACAGUUAGUCGAACAACUAACAACCCCUUCAAAUUCAGCUUUAUGGGAGGACAAAGAAAAGGUUCA
Messenger RNA from Xyrichtys novacula (pearly razorfish), 45326 nucleotides. The record is from the annotation of a GenBank genome assembly. Lineage: Eukaryota; Metazoa; Chordata; Actinopteri; Labriformes; Labridae.